Molecule: messenger RNA, 48277 nt
Organism: Pelobates cultripes (western spadefoot toad)
Lineage: Eukaryota; Metazoa; Chordata; Amphibia; Anura; Pelobatidae
Source: the annotation of a GenBank genome assembly
UCUCAUUUCAUGUGAUGUACAAAGACGCAUCUACACCACUCUGAAGAUUCCCCCACUACAAAAGACUGGAUUCAUCUAUACAAAGAUAUACCUCGUUGUUUGAUUCAUCUACCAGGUUGGUAGGCAGUGCAUGGGAUAUCUCGCAGCUGACUGGACAGGUAGGUAGGCAGUGCAUGGGAUAUCUCGCAGCUGACUGGACAGGGAGGUAGGCAGUGCAUGGGGUAUCACACAGGGAGGUAGGCAGUGUAUGGGGUAUCACACAGGGAGGUAGGCAGUGCAUGGGGUAUCACACAGCUCGCUGCACAGGGAUUUUAGUAUGUUGGAAACGUGUGUGUGUGUGUGUGUGACUAAAGGCAUGAUUGCAUACAAUGAUUUCAGGAUGGUCAGACAGCUCCAAUGGCUCUUCUACAACAAGAACUGCAUUGUGGGUUUGCCAGCAUCCAGGGAGGAGUAGUAUCUGGAGGUUUGUCUUUUGGCCACCCUGUCAUACAGUCCGUAUGGACCAGAGGGAGAUUUGUGCACUCAUGUCUGGAUAAAUAACGCAUGGUUGUGAUGGUACAAAGCCACAGGCAGUAAUGCAUGGAGUAAUGCACAGUGAAGCUUGUAAUGCAGAGAGAUGCUUGACAUGCCACAGGUUAUAAAGCAAGCACGUGUGUGACAUGUAAUGGCCAUUAAUGCAUUUAGUAGUUUAAGACCACUAACAGUAAUUUAUCUGUGCUUAUAAUUCUUGGGUAUGCAUGUACACAGCCUGUAGUGGUGUAUUAGGGUGAUUGUGAUGAUAUGGGCAGUAAUGCAUUGCGGUGGUUAUAAUACCACUAGUAUUAAUAUAUAGUGAUUGCACAUGCAGUGAUACACAGGGAUAUUUGUGAUAUACAGUAAAGCAUUGCGGUGGUUAUAAUACCACUAGUAAUAAUAUAUAGUGAUUGCACAUGCAGUGAUACACAGGGAUAUUUGUGAUAUACAGUAAUGCAUUGCGGUGGUUAUAAUACCACUAGUAAUAAUAUAUAGUGAUUGCACAUGCAGUGAUACACAGGGAUAUUUGUGAUAUACAGUAAUGCAUUGCGGUGGUUAUAAUACCACUAGUAAUAAUAUAUAGUGAUUGCACAUGCCGUGAUACACAGGGAUAUUUGUGAUAUACAGUAAUGCAUUGCGGUGGUUAUAAUACCACUAGUAAUAAUAUAUAGUGAUUGCACAUGCAGUGAUACACAGGGAUGUUUGUGAUAUACAGUAAUGCAUUGCGGUGGUUAUAAUACCACUAGUAAUAAUAUAUAGUGAUUGCACAUGCAGUGAUACACAGGGAUAUUUGUGAUAUACAGUAAUGCAUUGCGGUGGUUAUAAUACCACUAGUAUUAAUAUAUAGUGGUUGCACAUGCAGUCAUACACAGGGAUAUUUGUGAUAUACAGUAAUGCAUUGCGGUGGUUAUAAUACCACUAGUAAUAAUAUAUAGUGGUUGCACAUGCAGUGAUACACAGGGAUAUUUGUGAUAUACAGUAAUGCAUUGCGGUGGUUAUAAUACCACUAGUAAUAAUAUAUAGUGGUUGCACAUGCAGUGAUACCCGGGUGGUAUUUGUUAUAUACAGUAAUGCAUUGCGAUGGUUAUAAUACCACUAGUAAUAAUAUAUAGUGAUUGCACAUGCAGUGAUACACAGGGAUAUUUGUGAUAUACAGUAAUGCAUUGCGAUGGUUAUAAUACCACUAGUAAUAAUAUAUAGUGGUUGCACAUGCAGUGAUACACAGGGAUAUUUGUGAUAUACAGUAAUGCAUUGCGGUGGUUAUAAUACCACCAGUAAUAAUAUAUAGUGGUUGCACAUGCAGUGAUACACAGGGAUAUUUGUGAUAUACAGUAAUGCAUUGCGGUGGUUAUAAUACCACUAGUAAUAAUAUAUAGUGAUUGCACAUGCAGUGAUACACAGGGAUAUUUGUGAUAUACAGUAAUGCAUUGCGGUGGUUAUAAUACCACUAGUAAUAAUAUAUAGUGAUUGCACAUGCAGUGAUACACAGGGAUGUUUGUGAUAUACAGUAAUGCAUUGCGGUGGUUAUAAUACCACUAGUAAUAAUAUAUAGUGAUUGCACAUGCAGUGAUACACAGGGAUGUUUGUGAUAUACAGUAAUGCAUUGCGAUGGUUAUAAUACCACUAGUAAUAAUAUAUAGUGAUUGCACAUGCAGUGAUACACAGGGAUAUUUGUGAUAUACAGUAAUGCAUUGCGGUGGUUAUAAUACCACUAGUAAUAAUAUAUAGUGAUUGCACAUGCAGUGAUACACAGGGAUGUUUGUGAUAUACAGUAAUGCAUUGCGGUGGUUAUAAUACCACUAGUAAUAAUAUAUAGUGAUUGCACAUGCAGUGAUACACAGGGAUAUUUGUUAUAUACAGUAAUGCAUUGCGAUGGUUAUAAUACCACUAGUAAUAAUAUAUAGUGAUUGCACAUGCAGUGAUACACAGGGAUAUUUGUGAUAUACAGUAAUGCAUUGCGGUGGUUAUAAUACCACUAGUAAUAAUAUAUAGUGAUUGCACAUGCAGUGAUACACAGGGAUAUUUGUGAUAUACAGUAAUGCAUUGCGGUGGUUAUAAUACCACUAGUAAUAAUAUAUAGUGAUUGCACAUGCAGUGAUACAGGGAUAUUUGUGAUAUACAGUAUGCAUUGCGGUGGUUAUAAUACCACUAGUAAUAAUAUAUAGUGAUUGCACAUGCGGUGACACAGGGAUGUUUGUGAUAUACAGUAGUACAUUGCGGGAUUAUAAUGCCACUAGUAAUAAUAUAUAGUGAUUGCACAUGCAGUGAUACACAGGGAUAUUUGUGAUAUACAGUAAUGCAUUGCGGUGGUUAUAAUACCACUAGUAUUAAUAUAUAGUGAGUGCACAUGCAGUGAUAUACAGUAAUGCAUUGCGGUGGUUAUAAUACCACUAGUAAUAAUAUAUAGUGAUUGCACAUGCAGUGAUACACAGGGAUAUUUGUGAUAUACAGUAAUGCAUUGCGGUGGUUAUAAUACCACUAGUAAUAAUAUAUAGUGGUUGCACAUGCAGUGAUACACAGGGAUAUUUGUGAUAUACAAUGCAUUAUGUGGUUAUAAUACUAUAGUAUUAAUAUAUAGUGAGUGCACAUGCAGUGAUACACAGGAUAUUUGUGAUAUACAGUAAUGCAUUGCGGUGGUUAUAAUACCACUAGUAAUAAUAUAUAGUGAUUGCACAUGCAGUGAUACACAGGGAUAUUUGUUAUAUACAGUAAUGCAUUGCGAUGGUUAUAAUACCACUAGUAAUAAUAUAUAGUGAUUGCACAUGCAGUGAUACACAGGGAUGUUUGUGAUAUACAGUAAUGCAUUGCGGUGGUUAUAAUACCACUAGUAAUAAUAUAUAGUGAUUGCACAUGCAGUGAUACACAGGGAUAUUUGUUAUAUACAGUAAUGCAUUGCGAUGGUUAUAAUACCACUAGUAAUAAUAUAUAGUGAUUGCACAUGCAGUGAUACACAGGGAUAUUUGUGAUAUACAGUAAUGCAUUGCGGUGGUUAUAAUACCACUAGUAAUAAUAUAUAGUGAUUGCACAUGCAGUGAUACACAGGGAUGUUUGUGAUAUACAGUAAUGCAUUGCGGUGGUUAUAAUACCACCAGUAAUAAUAUAUAGUGAUUGCACAUGCCGUGAUACACAGGGAUAUUUGUGAUUAUACAGUAAUGCAUUGCGGUGGUUAUAAUACCACUAGUAUUAAUAUAUAGUGAGUGCACAUGCAGUGAUAUACAGUAAUGCAUUGCGGUGGUUAUAAUACCACUAGUAAUAAUAUAUAGUGAUUGCACAUGCAGUGAUACACAGGGAUAUUUGUGAUAUACAGUAAUGCAUUGCGGUGGUUAUAAUACCACUAGUAUUAAUAUAUAGUGGUUGCACAUGCAGUGAUACACAUGGAUAUUUGUGAUAUACAGUAAUGCAUUGCGGUGGUUAUAAUACCACUAGUAUUAAUAUAUAGUGAGUGCACAUGCAGUGAUACACAGGGAUAUUUGUGAUAUACAGUAAUGCAUUGCGAUGGUUAUAAUACCACUAGUAAUAAUAUAUAGUGAUUGCACAUGCAGUGAUACACAGGGAUAUUUGUGAUAUACAGUAAUGCAUUGCGAUGGUUAUAAUACCACUAGUAAUAAUAUAUAGUGAUUGCACAUGCAGUGAUACACAGGGAUAUUUGUGAUAUACAGUAAUGCAUUGCGGUGGUUAUAAUACCACUAGUAAUAAUAUAUAGUGGUUGCACAUGCAGUGAUACCCGGGUGGUAUUUGUUAUAUACAGUAAUGCAUUGCGGUGGUUAUAAUACCACUAGUAAUAAUAUAUAGUGAUUGCACAUGCAGUGAUACCUGGGUGGUAUUUGUUAUAUACAGUAAUGCAUUGCGGUGGUUAUAAUACCACUAGUAAUAAUAUAUAGUGAUUGCACAUGCAGUGAUACACAGGGAUAUUUGUGAUAUACAGUAAUGCAUUGCGGUGGUUAUAAUACCUCCAGUAAUAAUAUAUAGUGAUUACACAUGCAGUGAUACACAGGGAUAUUUGUGAUAUACAGUAAUGCAUUGCGGUGGUUAUAAUACCACUAGUAAUAAUAUAUAGUGAUUGCACAUGCAGUGAUACACAGGGAUGUUUGUGAUAUACAGUAAUGCAUUGCGGUGGUUAUAAUACCACUAGUAAUAAUAUAUAGUGGUUGCACAUGCAGUGAUACACAGGGAUGUUUGUGAUAUACAGUAAUGCAUUGCGGUGGUUAUAAUACCACCAGUAAUAAUAUAUAGUGGUUGCACAUGCAGUGAUACACAGGGAUAUUUGUGAUAUACAGUAAUGCAUUGCGGUGGUUAUAAUACCACUAGUAUUAAUAUAUAGUGAUUGCACAUGCCGUGAUACACAGGGAUGUUUGUGAUAUACAGUAAUGCAUUGCGGUGGUUAUAAUACCACUAGUAAUAAUAUAUAGUGAUUGCACAUGCAGUGAUACACAGGGAUGUUUGUGAUAUACAGUAAUGCAUUGCGGUGGUUAUAAUACCACUAGUAAUAAUAUAUAGUGGUUGCACAUGCAGUGAUACACAGGGAUAUUUGUGAUAUACAGUAAUGCAUUGCGGUGGUUAUAAUACCACUAGUAUUAAUAUAUAGUGAUUGCACAUGCCGUGAUACACAGGGAUGUUUGUGAUAUACAGUAAUGCAUUGCGGUGGUUAUAAUACCACUAGUAUAAUAUAUAGUGAUUGCACAUGCAGUGAUACACAGGGAUAUUUGUGAUAUACAGUAAUGCAUUGCGGUGGUUAUAAUACCACUAGUAAUAAUAUAUAGUGAGUUGCACAUGCAGUGAUACACAGGGAUAUUUGUGAUAUACAGUAAUGCAUUGCGGUGGUUAUAAUACCACUAGUAUUAAGAUAUAGUGAUUGCACAUGCAGUGAUACACAGGGAUAUUUGUGAUAUACAGUAAUGCAUUGCGGUGGUUAUAAUACCACUAGUAUUAAUAUAUAGUGAUUGCACAUGCAGUGAUACACAGGGAUAUUUGUGAUAUACAGUAAUGCAUUGCGGUGGUUAUAAUACCACUAGUAAUAAUAUAUAGUGAUUGCACAUGCAGUGAUACACAGGGAUAUUUGUGAUAUACAGUAAUGCAUUGCGGUGGUUAUAAUACCACUAGUAUUAAUAUAUAGUGGUUGCACAUGCAGUGAUACACAGGGAUAUUUGUGAUAUACAGUAAUGCAUUGCGGUGGUUAUAAUACCACUAGUAUUAAUAUAUAGUGAUUGCACAUGCAGUGAUACACAGGGAUAUUUGUGAUAUACAGUAAUGCAUUGCGAUGGUUAUAAUACCACUAGUAUUAAUAUAUAGUGAUUGCACAUGCAGUGAUACACAGGGAUAUUUGUGAUAUACAGUAAUGCAUUGCGAUGGUUAUAAUACCACUAGUAAUAAUAUAUAGUGAUUGCGCAUGCAGUGAUACACAGGGAUAUUUGUGAUAUACAGUAAUGCAUUGUGGUGGUUAUAAUACCACUAGUAAUAAUAUAUAGUGAUUGCACAUGCAGUGAUACACAGGGAUAUUUGUGAUAUACAGUAAUGCAUUGCGAUGGUUAUAAUACCACUAGUAAUAAUAUAUAGUGAUUGCACAUGCAGUGAUACACAGGGAUAUUUGUGAUAUACAGUAAUGCAUUGCGGUGGUUAUAAUACCACUAGUAAUAAUAUAUAGUGGUUGCACAUGCAGUGAUACACAGGGAUAUUUGUGAUAUACAGUAAUGCAUUGCGGUGGUUAUAAUACCACUAGUAAUAAUAUAUAGUGAUUGCACAUGCAGUGAUACCUGGGUGGUAUUUGUUAUAUACAGUAAUGCAUUGCAGUGGUUAUAAUACCAGUAGUAAUAAUAUAUAGUGGUUGCACAUGCAGUGAUACACAGGGAUGUUUGUGAUAUACAGUAAUGCAUUGCGGUGGUUAUAGUGACCAGCAGUAACGUCUGCAUAUAGUGAUGUUCUUGAUGUUACAGGCAUUGCUAGUGAUGUCAUCACUGUUAAAGGAUAUUGAUGCUACUAAUGUAUACUUAUAAUGUCACAGAUAAGUAUGUGCACACAUCUGUGCUUUUGUUGACAAUGGUGGAUAAGUGCUGAGUUGCUUAUGUGCUUAUAGUGCGUUUGUGAGAUAGAGGCUUGUUUUACUGCGUGCUUGUGCACAGUCUAUUUUGAUAUCCGAGAGCAGAAUUUAUAGCUGAAUCGGCAGAAUUCAGAAAUGUUUGAUGUUUAAGAACAUAAUUUACAAAUAUAAAUGCCUUGUUGAAGGUUAGAUUUUCACUGGAGAUCACUGAUAUGCCCGUGAUGUCAGGGAUAUGCUUAAUAUAAUAAACGUUACAAAGGUAGCCAGGCCAUGUCCAAAAGUGUUAAUGAUAAAAAGGGAUUUAUAGACAACACCAACUGAGAUUGCUUUGCUGUCAUGCAAGUGAUAUCAGUGUACAUUGUAUCUAUUUAAGUUGUAAACUGUAUUUCGUUACUGAAAAUAAAAAUAAAAUGUGCCUGUGUUAUGUGAUUACUCACCUUGCUUUAUGUCAGACUUAUUAUUUUUAAUUACAUUUUCCCAGCACUGUAAAAUUUGUAAAUAAAACUGCAGUUGAUAAUGACAAACAAAUGUUACGGCCCAGGCUUGGAAUAUGUAAACAAUAGCUGCAGUGUAUAAAGGGUGAUGUGGUUGUAAAAGGCAGUGGGAUGGCAAGUUGAUGAGAUGUGCUUCACUGAACCAUGAUGCCACCGUGACGUUUGCCCACAGGGCCUGGUUUGUAGAGUUUCAGGCGUUGUUAUGGUUGGCAGUAGGUCGUACUGAAUAUUGCCACCUGAAUAGAUCUUAUUAAUGACGAAAGAAGACCGUUUUCAUAUGUUUGUAUUAAUUGUGCGCUGCAGACUGUUUCAGCUAUGAUUGUAGUACAAGCUAUUUGGUUAUAUAGCAGGCAAGAAGUAAAUUGAGAAAAGAAAAAUGCCCCCGGUGGAUUAGGUAGGUUGUACACUGUGUAGCAGUCUUGUCAUUUUGGGGGAGGUAUUGCAUUUGAUUUGUCCCCAAAUCACACAUUGAAGGAGCGUGUUCUGUUUUGUGCUUUGAAUGCUCUGUGUCUUCGUUACGCUUUUCUUCUUUGGAAAGAGUGGUGUGGGGGGGGGGAAAAUCUGUUUAUAUAUAAAGGGUGUGUCAAUGGAAAUCCUGUAAUUCUACAUUCCUACGUGCACUCAAAUAAGUACCUCUUAACACACCUGCAGGGUAAGAGUAGUUUGUGCACCACCCAAAAUUCUUCCAAACUUUCCUUUUUAGGGUAUGAACUGGAUUCUCCUACCUCACUUUGUCUCCAGUUAGUUUGCAUACUACACAUGUAUCUGUUGCCCCAUCUCUAGGGAUUCUUCUGCCCAAGUCAAUAACUCCCCUGUCUUUCUUCUCUAAGGGCCAUCUCACCUCCAGAACAUGCUAUUCAUGUUUACAUUCCAUAUUUAUCUUCUUUUUUUUAAUUACAGUUCUGUAAACAGAUUAUCAGAUUUUAUUACCACAAUGACAAUUAGUAAACUUGCAGAUUAGUCGUACACGAAUGCCUCACUCAAAUCUCCCACUGGAAUAUUACUGUGAAAUGCAAUUCAAGAUUCAGUAUGCAAUCCCUUCAAGAUGAUUUGCCAGCAGAAGCUUUUGGAACUAAAAAAAUAAAAUGAAAGCCAAUAAAAGUCUGAAAUCAUCUGGAUGGCAAACUGAUAUAAGAAUGUAAAAUUUCCAUAAAUAGACAGAGAAAUCAAGCAAACAUUAACCUUUAUUCCAUGAAUGUGAUAUAUUUAUAGGCCUGACGCUUGCGAUAGGAAACACUCUUAUUUCUGUCUAGCCAUCUUCACAUUAAAAUACAGUGAAUUAUAUCAAAUUAAACGAGUACAUAGGUUUGAGCUAUUAUAUUUUCUUUGAAUAAGCUAGUGUAAUAAAAUAAAUUAUUGCCAAAUUGGUAAAAUAAAAACAUGCACCUAUUAAAUGCUCUGUACUCUUAAAGAAAACUCACCAAAACACCAUAACUAUGACAGCAUGAUUUAGUGGUUAUGGUGCCAGGAGUACCCUGACAUUCAGUAGUGUAACUAGCCAACCGUUUUAGAAAGUUGACUUUUUAUCUGGUGCCGCUCCUCAUCUCUCUGCAGCCUCCAGAACCCCUUUACCUUGGCUAGCCCUGGCGAUGCAGGGCUUUGCUUAUUGGGGGAGAGCUAUAGAAAUUUCUCAGCCAGUUAUUAGCCCUGGAGAGCCAGAACCCCUUUACCUUGGCUAGCCCCGGCGGUGCAGGGCUUAGCUUAUUGGUGGAGAGCUAUAGAAAUUACUCAGCCCAUCACCCCCACAACACUAACACGAGUUUAAGAUCUCAUUAUUGAAUCUGUGUAGGAGAUGAGGGGUGCGGUACCAACAGGCCAGCAGCUUGGAAUUGAUUUCCUGUGUGCAAGAGCGGAUGGAGGCUUUAUUAAUUGUUCCUCUGAGGGGACAAUCGCAGGUCAUUUUCAUUUUGCGACAAAUCCGGGAAGCACAGAGGCUAUUUGUGCAGAGCAACUGGUAUUUAAGACUGAGACGCAUCGGGCUAAUCUUUUUCCAAGUAUGGCAAUAGAAUUUGAUGGUAGAGGGCUGCCUGUGGAGAUUGCUUUAGGGGGAUAGCGAAUUUAUAGAAGUGAGUAAUUUGAAAAUUGUGGAGUCUAUGUAUACUUGCGGCAUACCAAGGGCCUAUGCUUAGAAAGGCUAAGUUUGGGGGAUAGGUGCCUGUGGGGAAAUCAGGGUUUUGUGUCAGUUGGAAUAUAGGGCCUGGAAUGGUAGUAAAGUUGUGUUUAAGUCCGCAUUUAAUCUAAACUUUAAGAGUUGAGCCGAUAAAUGGGUGGUACAGAACAGACCUUCUUCUUGUUGCGGUAGAUCGUUGCUGGCAAUGAGCCGCUGGAUUCCUCUAAAUCCUGGUUAAUCUGGUGGGCAUGUGGAGGGGUGGACAUACCUAACCAUUAGUCUCAAAAGGUGGGCUGCCUCAUAGUGUUAAAAGGGAAACUCUAGUGCUAGACAUACCAAGUUGUAUUCCUAGCUCUAUAGAGCUCCCUCACAGUACAGAAAGGGCUAAGGACACUUCUAUCAAUUACUCAAAUCCUCAGCUUCUCCUCCCCUGGUGCCAAUGUUGGAGACCUACUGCGUAUGCGCGGAAAUUGCCUCGCUCGCAUUGGGCCUACCCAUAGGAAAGCAUUGAAUCAAUGAGCUGAAGUGAUAUGGGUGCCUAUCUAUAGUGUCUCUCUAAUGGGGGAAGGGAGACCAGCUCCCCCUAGUGUCUCGUCAAACAUGGGUGUUCCAGGCUCUGUGCCUCCUUAUGAAUGUGCGUAUUGCGUAGGUCACGAAGGAGAAGAAUGUAUGCGGUACGGUUAUAUGGUAUGAUUUGAAGGAGAUACAAUAAAUACAUCUUACUCAUCACUUGAUUUUGAUUGUUUCUACAAGUUGCAAUACUCUACUGCUCAUUAUUUGUAUUGCUCGUCCUGAUGCUCACAGAUUACUGUAUACACAGCUACGGGAAAAGCAUGUUUGUUAACAGAUUUUAGACAAAAUGCUGCAGACGCAUAAAUCUACAUUUACAGACCAUUUCCAAAGUUUCUGACUGCUUGGAGUUUGCAGAAUUGUUUGUGUCCCUCUAAAUCUGGCCAAUGAGGAUGACAAAGUUCAAACUGUUAGUGUUGACUUAAGAGUCGAUAUUUUAGGAAUAAAGUUCAGUGCAUGCAGUUACUGUAAAGGGAAUGAUUGUACGUUUAAUUCGGAGAGGGAAAGGAAUGGAGCUGUUGACAUUAAGGUACAAAUUAGAUAACUUUUUUUGCGCUUAGCAAGCAGUGCUCAUCAUACUAUUGCGUCGAAUUCUAGGCUGGGAAAUCUGUGGAAAAGCAAAGUCUGGAUAAGGAUGAUGGGAGUGUAGUCCACUGCCAGCCCAGACAAAUGUCUUUGCAUUGUGGGCUGGAGUUCAGCUGUUCGCAGUAGCAUUCUGCUUGAUCAUAGGGAAAGCUCCUAGGCCGCGAGUAUAACUCUGGCUUUCUGAAUAUAUUUCUUUUUCUUUUUUUACCAAUAUCAGCAGUGCUCCAUGAGUGCAGAGUGCUUGCUUGUGACUGAACUAUUACGUAAUAUCUGCUCUUUUUGCAUCUUUGGCUGCAUGGGGUUGAUAGGAAUUGUAGUCUACCAACAAUAGCAUCCUGAGAGAGUGUUCAAACCUAAGCUAGUCGCCAGGAAAGGCUGGAAAGUGACAUGUUCCGUGACAGAGCCUGCACCUGGCACUUGUGCCCGAGGGGAUCUCCGUAAUGAGCUCACCCACGUUCUGUCUUACUGAGUGUGUAUUAACAUCCUUAUACACCUAGAACUGUGACUGCAGCCAGAUAGAUUAGUACUUUACAAAUGAAAUAUGCAGCAGGCAUGCUUGAAAGGAUGAGAUAACGUUUCCCAUUUGAUCAUAAUGCAUGAGUAUAUUUUACACUUGUAUGGAGGUAGCAGUUUAUUUUUUAUUUUUUUUUAAUGUUAUUUUUUUUAUACGUUAUCUCUCCUCCCUCGUUCAUAUCUAUGUUUAGCUCAUGUCUCGGUUAAUCUCAUAAAUCACAGAACUCUUCCCUUAAUGGCUUAUAAAAAUUGAUGAGGAAAUUGCAGUUUAAGGAGAAAAUAGCCUAAUGAGCUAUGAACUAUGCCAAACGAUAUCCAGAAGGUUAAAGUUCUAUUAAAAAGGCUUAUUUGAAUGUGGACUUUGUCAUUAUACCUUCUUAAAAUUGAUCAGGUUUAAGUAGAUGAUCUUUAGAAAUGUUUUUAAAGCCUAGAGAUUAGGGAUCGACCAAUAUUGAUUUUUUUUUUUAGAGCCGAUACCGAUUAUCUGUGAACUUUCAGGCCAAUACCCGAUAAUUUACCGAAAUUCUGUACAUUUACCAUUUUGAAAAAAUAAACUAUUUCUAAAGGCACAAAAUAUACAUGUCACAUGUAGUGGAUGUAGUGUUUAGACAGGGGAGCUGUGUGUGUGUGUAGUGGAUGCAGUGUGUAUUUGUGUAGUGUGUGUAGUGGAUGCAGUGUGUAUUUGUGUAGUGUGUAUAGUGAAUGCAGUGUUUAUGUAAUGUGUAUAUAGUGAAUGCAGUGUUUAUGUAAUGUGUAUAUAGUGAAUGCAGUGUGUGUGUUUGUGUAGGGUGUGUAUAGUGAAUGCAGUGUGUGUGUAUAUACUAAAUGCAAAAUGUGUGUUUGUGUAGUGUGUUUAUAUAAUGCAGUGUGUGUGUCUGUGCGUGUUUGUGUAGUGUGUUUUAUAUAAUGCAGUGUGUGUGUGUGUUUGUGUAGUGUGCAUUAUAUAAACACACUGCAUUAUAUACACAGUGUGUUUGUGUAGUGUGUGUAUAUAAUGCAGUGUGUGUGUUUGCGUAAGUAUGUAAUUUGGGGGCAGGGGGCACUUUUUAUUUACCUUUUUUUUUUUUUAUAUUUAUUAUUGUAAUUUAUUUAGUCUCUCCCCCACCCGCCUCCCUGCUUCCUACUUGGCCAGGGAGGGGGCAUACAGCAUUCCCUGGUGGUCCAGUGGCAUGGAAAGUACAGAGGGGGCCCGCAACAGGCGCUUACUUACCUUCCCAGCGGCUCCCUUCAGCUCCCCUGUGUAAAUCGCGCUGCCGGUGCGGAGUGUUGCCAUGGUAACCCAUAGCAACGCUCUGAUGGUUGCGGAACUCGCAAGAUUUACACAGGGAGCUGAAGGGAGCUGCUGGGAAGGUAAAUAAGCGCUUGCCACCCUCUCAUGAUAAUAGUCAGUGUAGGACCCACCUGAGAGGUUUGCCUUGACGUGGCAGGUGGGCAUUCCCUCUCAUGAUAAUAGUCAGUGUAGGACCCACCUGAGAGGUUUGCCUUGACGUGGCAGGUGGGCAUUCCCUCUCAUGAUAAUAGUCAGUGUAGGACCCACCUGAGAGGUUUGCCUUGACGUGGCAGGUGGGCAUUUCCUCUCAUGGUAAUAGUCAGUCUAGGACCCACCUGAGAGGUUUGCCUUGAGGUGGCAGGUGGGCAUUCCCUCUAAUGAUAAUAGUCAGUGUAGGACCCACCUGAGAGGUUUGCCUUGACGUGGCAGGUGGGCAUUUCCUCUCAUGGCCAUUGGAGAAACGAAAUAACCUCCAUUGGUUAAAAUAUACAUAGGUAUUUGAGAAGAGCGCAGGUAACUUUUUUCUUUGUGUUUUACUGUAUGUAUUGGGCCUGAUGUGUACUAUAGUCGUUGCUGCCGCCCAAGAGUAGUGGGAGUUUGAGCGCAGGACUUGUUUUUUGUAUUAAUAAUUACAUAUGUCACUGUGAAGUUAAUUUUCCUUUCCUUAUGCCCGUAGUAUCAUAAUGAUAUGUUGCCAAAGAUGCACUCUACAUAAAAAGCCUUACUGUUUCUUUAUUUUUCUUAUUAUUAGAAAUAAACAAAUGGUUAAUUAAAACACAACGUAAGAGUCAUUGCAUUGUUUUAUUUGCACCUGCAGUGUUUUAGGAAAAAUCACUACAACCCUCGCCCGCCCAGUGAUGUCACAGGGAGAAGCAGAUUAAUAUUCAUUAAAUAUAAUUACUGUUUUCAUCUAUGUAAAUUCAGCCGGAAUUAACAUGUAGAGAUCGGUCUGUGUCUUGAAAUGACCUCACCAUUUUAAAAUCCUUAGUGACCAUUAAUGAGCAGAACAGGCUGACGUGAUCGUGUGAUGUCAACAGCCAAUCAGAGUCUCUAUUUUGCAGAGCAUCACUGGAAUUGUAGUUCUUCACCAGCUUUAGGACUGUUACCCCAUUUCUAACGCAGUUUUCAUUUUAUCCACCCACCUAAAAGCUCCUAAGAUGUCCUCAAUAAUGUAAUUAUCUUUGGGGAUUUUAUCUGGUCAGACCAUAUCAAUUUAUCAACAUGAUUUAAUAAGCUAUAUUAAUGAUUAUUAUUGAUUAUUUUACUAAAAUCUUAAUUCUAGAGACUUGGCCAAUGAAUUGUAAAUCUAAACUCAAAUAGUUCCUGCAGAGAUGGCAAGUUUUGGGUACAAAUAACUGAAUUGCCAGCUAUGCUUUGCGUUUCAUAUUUUGGUUCAGUUUGAAUUUCACUAUAAAUACCUGACAGUUAUGAUUUAAUGAAUUUUAGUUUUUAUUCAGAUUUUAUACAUCUUUCAAUAUUGGUCUCAGAGUAGAGCAUCUUAAGAAACGUUCGUUAAAGUCUAGAUAAUGAUUGCGUUACCCGAUCUCCCAAGGUGUGGCAUCUAAUGUAGUAUGGAGAAGCAUCAGAUGUCAUUUAUAAACUCCGGCCUUAAUGAUGAUGAGUAAUAUGUGAAGGUAAUAUCCUGACGGAAUUGAAAGAUAAUGAACCAUGAAUUGACCAUAAAAUGAGCAGAAGUCUCUGGUCUUGCUAUUUAACCACCCACAGUGUGAAUGUUACUCUGCAAUUAUUCUGUCUCAAGUAGCAAGAACGAAUCUAAUUAAACAAACAAAAAUACAUUUCAUCUUGGAGAAGGGUAAGCUGUUCAUGAUGGGAAUAUCAUUUCAUUUUUAUAUACCUUUUAUAUUUUAACAUUUAGCUUCUGCCCAGAGAAGAAAUAGCAGUAGAUAAAAACCAAAGAAAAAAAAAGUUACUUGCGCUCUCUCCUUAAUCCCUUUGUAUAUUUAAACAAAUGGAAGUCCUUUAGUUACUCCAAUGGCUAUUGGAGGGAAUGCCCGUCUGCCAACGUCAAGGCAGACCCCCCCCAGGGCAGGUCCUACACUGACCUUUCACCUUGCCUUCUUGAGCUUCUGGAAAAGAUAUCUCUAACGAGACAGAGAGGGGUAUUUUUUUUAUAUACACCCCUACAUGCUUAUUAACCCUUAAUAGGGAACAAAUGGGAUGGGCAGCAGCAUUGCAACAUAGCUGUGUAAUACAAAAAGAAAAGUCCUGUGCUCACUCCCAUCACUCUUGGGCGGCAGCAACGACCACGGUACACAUCAGCCCCAAUACAUACAAAGAAAAAAAACUUACCUGCGCUGUCUCCUUAAUAUAACUCUGCCAUGUGUCAUGCGAGUUUAUAGUUUCACAUCCACUUCUGGGAUACUGUUUUGGCCGUACCUGCUUUUUAGUGUGUACUAAUUAAGACAGAUAUCUGAGUAUAUGUCAGGAAACGAUUCUCCGUUUAUUAAGAUAAGGGAAUCAUGAGAGGCCCAUUAAUUAAUCAGCUUUCUUUCUUACAGAUAUUGAUUCAUUGACUUGUAUAUCUCGAAUUGUGAUUCUGUGCAACCCAUGCUGGACCUUGCUUGGUAUCCGCUUGACACUGGAACUCCCAAGGAACAUGCUUUUCAUUUGCCUUGCCUCCUUAUCUUCUCGAGGUCUAUUUUUGUGUUAACAAAAGAAUAUUAAUUCCGUACUAUGUGGUUUCCAACUCUCUGUAAAGAUCCCCUGGCAGGGUAAAAAACUGCAACCUCUAUACGAAAUAGAUAGUAUAUAUGUGCAGUUAUAGGGACGAGGAAAGAGCUGCAGAAAAGUGUUUUGGUGUUUGUUUGUGUGUGUUUUGGUUUUAUGGACAUUUAUAAGUUUCUGGUAUGUGUUGAACCAGGUGAGGUGAUGAAAAAGCAAACAGGCAUCUAAGUGACCGUUUUGCAGGGAAAAUAGAAAUAUAUUCUUAGGCAGGACAUAUGCAGCCAUUUAUUUAUUUUAUUUUCAUUUAUUUAUUUUUGACAACUUAUUUAUCUGAGAUUUGUCUAGUUCAUCUAAAAGUUAUAACUUUUUGGAAAAGUGGAAAUAGAAAUCUGAGACGUGAUGUGGUAGGUGCAUUUAUACCUCCUGCUGCUGGUCUACGGAUGCUAACAAAUCACCGUAAUAUUAGUAAGUAAGUCAGUAUGAGAUUAUAGCUAUAAAUAAUUUAGUCCGAUUCCUUACUAAAGGAAAUCUGACUCUUUACACAAAGUUCAAAUGUUUUGGGGAUUUAUUUGCAAAACGUUGAAUGGAGGGAAACACAAAACAAGAUUGCAAACUCUGGCUAAAUAGCCAAUAAAAACCCAGACUGAGCGAAGGGGUUUCCUUCCUAAUUAGCAGCCUAACUCUUUUUGUUAUUUAUGUGUAGGUAUUUUGUAGUUUACUGUAUAACGAAUAUCCCUUUGGAUUGUUGCCUGUAGGUUUUGGUGUAAUAAGAUGUAUUUCUAUAAAUAUUUUGUGUAAGUUAUGUAAAGUUUAGCUGGUAGGAGAUCUCCCUGUGUUCGGCUGUUUUGAGGCCGCAUUCUUUGCCUUGACGUGUGUAAUUGAAUCACAAUUUUUAAACCUUCACUGACUGUUUUUAAAAAAACAAACAAAAAAACUGUUAAUCAGUAUCUGUGAUUUGCAGAGAAACUCCCAGCUUCGCACUCUGCACAGAAACAUAUAAUCAGGGGGGGAUCUUUUAAAUGUCCCCUGAUGUCUUAUCUCAAUCUCAGUCUGGAUGCAGUGGCCGUUUAGUCGAUACAGCUAUGUUUACAUUGCAAUAUUAAAUGAAUACUAUAAAACAUGUAUUCCUAAUACUAUAUUAAGGUGACCGGGCCCCUCACAAUGAAUUUAAGCAGUGUUUUACCUUUUCUCCGUUGCCACGCUGGUCUUGAUGCGGCUGGCCCUGCCUCCAUGCCGGAGAUCAUCAAUAUUGAGAGCCAGGUAAAAGCAAAUAAGCUAUAGCUUAGGAUGUCCUUUUAAAGGAAUAAAAAAAUGAAUUAACCACAACAGCUUAUAAUUUAUUUCUGCACUCAAAACUAGUUUUUAAGCUUCUUGCCUUAUGGCACUCACUGCCCGGUAAAUCGUAUGACGCACUGCCCGGUAAAUCGUAUGACGCACUGCCCGGUAAAUCGUAUGACGCACUGCCCGGUAAAUCGUAUGACGCACUGCCCGGUAAAUCGUAUGACGCACUGCCCGGUAAAUUGUAUCGCGCACUGCCCGGUAAAUCGUAUCGCGCACUGCCCGGCAAAUCGUAUGACGCACUCCCCAGUAAAUCGUAUCGCGCACUGCCUGGUAAAUCGUAUGACGCACUGCCCGGUAAACCGUAUGAUGCACUGCCGGUAAACUGUAUCGCGCACUGCCCGGUAAACUGUAUCGCGCGCUGCCCGGUAAACCGUAUGACGCGCUGCCCGGUAAACCGUAUGACGCGCUGCCCGGUAAACCGUAUGACGCACUGCCCCGGUAAAUCGUAUGACGCACUGCCCGGUAAAUUGUAUCGCGCACUGCCCGGUAAAUCGUAUCGCGCACUGCCCGGCAAAUCGUAUGACGCACUCCCCGGUAAAUCGUAUCGCGCACUGCCUGGUAAAUCGUAUGACGCACUGCCCGGUAAACCGUAUGAUGCACUGCCGGUAAACUGUAUCGCGCGCUGCCCGGUAAACUGUAUCGCGCGCUGCCCGGUAAACCGUAUGACGCGCUGCCCGGUAAACCGUAUGACGCACUGCCCCGGUAAAUCGUAUGACGCACUGCCCCGGUAAAUCGUAUGACGCACUGUCAGGUAAAUCGUAUGACGCACUGCCCCUGUAAAUCGUAUGACGCACUGCCCCUGUAAAUCGUAUGGCGCACUGCCCCUGUAAAUCGUAUGACGCACUGCCCCUGUAAAUCGUAUGGCGCACUGCCCCUGUAAAUCGUAUGGCUGUAGUUAACUGUAGUUAGUGACACAGAAUAUAUUUGUUUAUAUAAAUGCUAAUACUGAACGCCAGACAGUAUUACAAUGUGUACCGGGACUAUUCAGUAAAUUUUGUAUAUCUGUGUCCUAAGUAUUCCCUCUCUUUUGCAACAUGACCUUUUAAAAGCCAAAUAUGAAGACAGGCUAAUUGCUCAGAUGUAUUAUUCAGUAACUAGCUGGGAUCAUUGUUUGAGUCCAUUGUUUAUUGUUAAUUCUCUGGAUGCUGCAUGGCACAUUCUUAACGUCUUUCUGACGUGUAUUGUUAAUUCUUAGAUGCCUUGUGCUAUUGGACUCUUCUUCUGACAUCCACAGUUGUAUACGUAGGCAUGGUUUCCUAAAUUUCCCCUGUAUGCUGGGCUUGCAAGAAGGCCAACACACCUGUAAAAUAAUUUCUGAAUUAUAUCUCAGUCCCAGAAACUCUUGUGUCUUUCUUUACUUAAUUUGCAUUGUUAGAGUAUGCUAAUACAUGCAGCCACUCACCCACCCCAAAGAAAAAGGAAAAAAAACAGAAUAACAAUAAAACAAAAUGUGGUCUUAACAUUAGACGUGGGGGCCUCUCUAUUAAAUUCAUUUAAUAUUUGACUCAGUUGACUCGAUCGUGAUAGUCCAGUGCUUUGCUGUGGAGUCGGCAUACUUUGCAUACUGAGGCUGGAUGUAAAACUGAUUCACUCUCUUAAUGUGGCUCUUUCUAUGGAAAAUAUAUUCAAUUAUUGGAUUUAUUUCUGCUGAAUUAUAUUGGGCAUAGCUAAAUGUAAACAUUGUUGUUUCUCAGAAAUGGCGCUGUUUAGAAAGUGACAAAGAGGCAUCAUCUUUGCUCCAAAAUCACUUGAUUUAGAUGAAGUGGUUAUGGUGGUUAUAUUGUCCCUUUAAACGGCGUUUCUCUAGCUCACAUUUCAUGUAGAGGCCGUAAGAUAAUGCAGUGAAGUAAAAUGUAUGCUGUACCAGCGCUUUGACCCUUACAUGAAUUGGUGUCCCUUUUAAAGCUCAGAAAAUAUCAUCUAUACGUUUUGUUAUCCAAAUUUCUACAAAAAUUAUACAUGGAAAUAUCUUUUGUACAUUGCUUUUGGCACAGAAGGUCAGGUCUUAUCUAACGAUGGACAGAGCAGUUGUAUAACAGCCAUCCGGCUCCCACAAAUCACUAGGAGCAGUGUACGUGUAUGGGAUUAUAUUUUAGGCUAUACUCUUGCUGACCAUGAUUUUUGGGUAAGACCAUUUCAUGUUAACCUUUUAUUUAUUUUUUUACAGUGUUCCAAAUUAUAUACAUUGCAGUAGCCUGGCGACCUGUUCCUCAAUUGUAAAUGAUGUCCGUGGCUGGUUUUCAGUUGUGGUAUAAUAUGUUAAAUUCAGCAGGCCUUUAUCCUACUCUCUCAAGUACCGUUAGGGUUCCUAAAAUAAGACAAUCUAUGCUUAUUGUAUGUAUUGUCUGAGUGUUCCUGUAUUUUAAAUUAAUUCAUUAUUAGAUAUUUUAGAAUUUUAAAGUACCUUUUACCUUUCUCUGUUCUUUUCCUCUCAGAAUCCAUUCUUAUUUUUCUUUCUGAUAUAUUUCUCUUUAAAACAUAAGACAAAGUGGGGACUACUUGUCUUAUGUAUUUUUCCUACGCUUGGGAAUUGUGACAAAAAGAAUAGCUUAAAGGAAAUCUAUAGUGUUAGAAAUUCAACGCUGUAUAGUGCCCCCUCCAUUACAGCCCCCUGUGUGGCUCAUAAAGGGAUAAAUAUCCCUUAAUUAACUUACCUGAUUCUAGCGCCGAUGUCCUCAGUGCUGGGUGGCUGUCUGCCUCCUCCAACGUCACGCCAAUGGGGAGACCUAAUACACAUGCACAGUGAGCGCCGCACGCGUAUUAAGCCUUCCCAGUGGAAAGCAUUGCCUCAAACUCUGGGAAACUCCAGGAAUCGCCACUAGAGGCAGUCUUAGUACUGCAAUGUUAACAGCGUCUCUAAAAUGAUUUACAUUGCAGUAAUAAGAAGGGCAGGGACAUUGCACCCAGAAAAAUUCAAUAAAUUAUAUGGGGCGUAGCUAAAUGUAAACAGUGUUGUUUCUCCAAAUUGGCACGUGGUGCCUAUAGUGUCCCUUUAAGGCCAGCUCCACUUCCUUUGUCAAACAAAUCUUGAUUUAAUCUCCACCCUUUGUCAAGAUUGCCAAGUGUGAGAAAAUUACACAAGACAACGUAGUCCCUAUUCUGUCCUAUGUCUUAAAGAGAAAUGGAUCCGAAAUGAAGAAUAGAAGAACAGAUUCUAAAGGUGAAAGCAAAGGAAAAAGUUACCUGCGCUCUCUCCUUAAUCCCUAUGUGUUUUUAAACAAAUUGAGUUUUUUAGUUACCUCCAAUGGCCAUGAGAGGAUAAGCCCACCUGCCAACGUCAAGACAGACCCCCGUAGAUGGGUCCUACUCUGACCCUUCACCUUGCUUCCUCGAGCUUCUGGCACAGAUAUAUCUAACGAGACAGAGAGGGGUAUUUUUAUAUACAUCCCUACAUGCUUAUUAACCCUUAAUAGGGAACACAUGGGAUGGGCGGCAGCAUUGCAACAUAGCUGUGUGAUACAAAGUAAAUACAAAUACAAAGAAACUAGUCAAACUCCCAUUACUCCUGGGCGGCAGCAAUGACCAUAGUACACAUCAGCCAAAAUACAUGAAGUAAAAACCAUGGCCAUUGGAGGGAACUAAAAACCUCCAUUUGUUUAAAAAUACAAAGGGAUGUGGAAAGAGCGCAGGUAACUUUUUUCUUUGGUUUUUACUAUAUGUAUUUUGGCUGAAGUGCACUAUGGUCGCUGCUGCCGCCGAGGAGUAAUGGGAGUUUGAGCGCAGGACUUGUUUCUUUGUAUUUAGAUUCUAAAGGAGGAAGAGACGAGGAAACAAUAGGAGAAAUAUAAGUUUGAGGUGACAGAGCCAAUUUAAAUUUAAGGGCCAAAAUGGUAAAAUUCUCUAAGUAAGCGAUGCUUUCAAUGCGGCUACUCUGGCCAUAGAUUUGAAACUCACGUUUAAUUCUCACUUAAAUAAUGCUGACAGAGUAUACAGAUUGGUUGUUAAUCAGAGGACAGGGAAUCCAGCCAUGACUGUGUAUAGAAGGGGAAAUCCAUUUCCUUGGAAGACAGUCUGAUUAAUUAAGGACAGCGGUUAGAUAUGAGGGUGAAGAUAUACAUUUCCAUCUGUCAGAUGUUGCUGAACUACAACUCCCAUGAUUCCCUGUCUUUUUAAUUGGAAGAAUCAUGGGAGUUGUAGUUCAGCAACAUCUGGGGGGCCGCAGGUUGGACAGCCCUGAUUUAGAUAAAGUCAUCUGGAAUUGUCUGGAAAAAGAUAAUUGGCCAUUGCACACGAUCAGGGUCUCGGAGUAUCUAUCCUCUUUGAUCAUUUUGUUAGGUUCCACACGCAGGGCUCAUUGAUGGCUCAGCUGGAUUUAACCACUCUCAGCCAAUAAUUGUCAUUCAGAUUUGUCCCUUUUAUUAGUUCUUGUUUGUUAUUGUAGUUCACCAUAGGUUAUAGUUAUACUGAAGUACUUUUGUUAUGGACAGUGUGAUCUUUGGCAAUGGGCGGGGCUUAGAGUUUCAUUUCAUUGUUAAAAGGAACACUACAUACAAAUAUGUAUUCCUAACGCUAUAGAGCCCUAGUCACGGUGACUAGGGCCCUUCCGCAGCAAAUAGAUGGUUGGUUAACUGUUUAUUUGCUUACCUUAAUCCAGCGCCGGGCUUCCUUUGAACUGGUGACCUCUCCUCCUCCUUCAACGUCAUCUCCCGAGUGGAGCUGAAUGCACAUGCGCGACCAGAGGCCCGCACACAUUCAAACCUGCCCAUAGGAAGGCCUUACUCAAUGUUUUCCUAUGGGGAUCUUUUUUGACGCUGGACUCUAUGUGGACGUCCAGCGUCAAAUAAGUUCGUUUUUACUCUACUGGCUGUCAGUUUUCUCUGAAACUGCAGGGUUAAAACUAGGGGGACCUGGCACCCAGACCACUUAAUUGAGCUGAAGUGGUCUGGGUGCCUAAAGUGGUCCUUUAAGAUAAUUUUCCCAUAAUCCACUAGUGAAGAGUCCCACAGAUAUCGGCAGAGAAGGACAAAAUGGCAGCACCCAGAUAUUGGGUGGCACAAUGAAAAAAAAUAAUACAUAGAAGUGGCAUUGAAGGUCAUAUAAUAAUUAAAAUAAGACCAUGCCAUAGCAUGGGGAGAGUUGUGGUUUAUAUAAAAUAUUUCACGAAUGUAUGGAUAUUAAACUGGGGAUGGCGCCAUGGCUAAAUAAUCAGUACAGGGAAUUUGAGUGGUUGUAUUGUGUAGAGCAGCCCUUUAAAGGUACACUGUAUGCACACAUACUAUUUCAUCUAAAUUAGAGAUAUUGUGGUCUGGGUGCUCAGUUCAUCCAAAUUAGAGAUAUUGUGGUCUGGGUGCUCAGUUCAUCCAAAUUAGAGAUAUUGUGGACUGGGUGCGCAUUUCAUCCAAAUUAGAGAUAUUGUGGUCCGUGUGCUCAUUUCAUCCAAAUUAGAGAUAUUUGGCUCUGGGUGCUAUGUGUCUCUCGUAUUGAACCUGCACUGUAAAACAUUGGGAUUCUCCAGGAACGGCAAUGCUUACUUUGCAGGGUUUAAAGCAACACUAUAGGGUCCGGAACACAAACCUGUAUUCCUAACCCUACAGUGUUUAAUCCACCAUUUAGGUUGCUUGCCCCCCUUAAAAAUGCAAAGUUAUGCAGUUCGGCAUCAGGAAUGCACAAGCACCUUAUACCCUUAAUACAACACACGAGAAGGACUUGGGAAUUGUUAUAAACCACUAUGCAGCAAUGGCAAUCCGCAGUGGCUAAGGCCAGUAAGGUAUUGUCAUGCAUGAAAAAGGGCAUUCAUUCUGGGGAUGAGAAUAUCAUUUUGCCUUUUUAUAAAUCACUGGUAAGACCACACCUUGAAUAUGCUGUGCAAUUUUGGGCACCUGUUCUAAAUAAGGAUAUUAUGGCACUAGAAAAAGUGCAGAGGUGGGCUACAAAAUUGAUAAAAGGAAUGGAACAUUUUAGGAAAGGUUAACAAAUUUAAACCUCUUUAGUUUUGAAAAAACAUUGCCUCAGAGGGGAUAUAAUAAAAUUAUACAAAUAUAUUUGUGGCCAAUACAAAUAAUUGUGUACAAAUCUAUUCACAAACAGGACUUUACAUAUGACACAAGGUCAUGUGUUUAGACUGGUAGAAAGAAGAUUUAGUGUAAGCCAAAGGAAAGGUUUUUUACCGUAAGCACAAUAAGGAUGUGGAAUUCUGUGCGUGAAGUGGUGAUUUUAUCAGAGUCCAUACAGACGUUUAAACAGCAACUAGAUGCAUACUUGCAAAAACAGAAUAUUCAAUGAUAUCAUUUUUCAAUGUAGGGUAAUAACUGCUUAAUCCAAGGAUAAAUCUGACUGCCAUUCUGGGGUCAAGAGGGAAUUUUUUCCCUAGUUUGUUGCAAAAUUGGAAGUGCUUCAAACUGUUUGGUUUUUUUCCCUUCUUUUGGAUCAACAGCAAAAACCAAACGUUAAGAAGGCUGAACUUGAUGGACACAUGUCUCUUUUCAGCCUAUGUAACUAUGUAUCUUUAGCCCCCUUAGAAAAUGUUAAAACUCACCUUAUUUCCAGCACCUACCCAUAUAGAUGAAUUGAAUCAAUGUAUCUAUGAGGAAAGUUCAAUGUCUCCAUGCAGAGGGAGGAGAUACUGAAUGUCAGUCACACUGUGCAGCACUGCCCCAGGAAGCACCUCUAGCAGCCAUCUGAGGAGUGGCCAGUGGAGAUAUCCCUAAGGGAGAAUGUAAACACUGCCUUUUCUCUGAAAAGAUGCAGGAAUUGGCUAUACUCACCAGAACACAUACAAUAAGCUGUGUACCGUACAUUGUGCUAUAUACCGUACGUUGUGCUGUAUACCGUACAUUAAAGGGACACUAUAGUCACCAGAACAACUACAGCUUAAUGUAGUUGUUCUGGUGAGUAUUAUCAUUGCAUUCAGGCAUUUUCAUGCAAACUUUUCUCUGAAAAGGCAGUGUAUACAUUGACCCUAGGGACACCUCCAAGUGGCCACUCCUCAGAUGACCACUGGAGGUGUUUCCUGGGGCAGUGCUGCACAGUAGGCAGCACUGCCAUUCAGCGUCUCCACGCUGAAUUUUCCUCGUAGAGAUGCAUUGAUUCAAUGCAUCUCUAUGAGGAGGUGCUGUUUGGCCCUGCGCCCUUGCAGAUGUUAGCCAAUCCAAUGCUUUCCCUAUGGGAAAGCAUUGGAUUGGCUAAAAUUCGGCAAUUCUGAUGAUGUCACCAAAGGGGCGGGGUCAGCCCCAGCGGACAUGCGGCACUGGAAAUAAGGUGAGAUUUUUUUUUAACUUUUAAGGGGGCUAAAAGGGAGGGGGGGCUGCAAGCCACCUAAAUGGUGGGUUAAACACUAUAGGGUCAGGAAUACACAUGUGUUUCUGACCAUAUAGUGUUGCUUUCAGCUGUAUACCCUACGUUAAAGGGACACUAUAGUCACCAAAACAACUUUAGCUUAAGGAAGCUGUAUUAAUGUAUAGAUCAUGAUCCUGCAGUCUCACUGCUCAAAUCUCUGCAAUUUAGGUGUUAAAGGAACACUAUAGUCACCUAAAUUACUUUAGCUAAAUAAAGCAGUUUUAGUGUAUAGAUCAUUCCCCUGCAAUUUCACUGCUCAAUUCACUGUCAUUUAGGAGUUAAAUCACUUUGUUUCUGUUUAUGCAGCCCUAGCCACACCUCCCCUGGCUAUGAUUGACAGAGCCUGCAUGAAAAAAAAACUGGUUUCACUUUCAAACAGAUGUAAUUUACCUUAAAUAAUUGUAUCUCAAUCUCUAAAUUGAACUUUAAUCACAUACAGGAGGCUCUUGCAGGGUCUAGCAAGCUAUUAACAUAGCAGGGGAUAAGAAAAUCUUAAUUAAACAGAACUUGCAAUAAAGAAAGCCUAAAUAGGGCUCUCUUUACAGGAAGUGUUUAUGGAAGGCUGUGCAAGUCACAUGCAGGGAGGUGUGACUAGGGUUCAUAAACAAAGGGAUUUAACUCCUAAAUGGCAGAGGAUUGAGCAGUGAGGCUGCAGGGGCAUGUUCUAUACACCAAAACUGCUUCAUUAAGCUAAAGGUGUUCAGGUGACUAUAGUGUCCCUUUAAAUCCCUUUUGUUUCUAUCCAUGCAGCCCUAGUCACACCUCCCCUGGCUGUGACUCACACACCAUGCAUGAAAAAGAAUGGUUUCACUUUCAACUAGAUGUAACAUACUUUAAAAGUUCCUAUUGCCUGCUCUCUAAAGUGAACUUUAAUCAUACAUAGGAGGCUUCUGUGGGGUCUAGCAAGCUAUCAACAGUUUAAAUUAAAUAGAAUUUGAAAGCUAUCAACAUUUUAAAUUAAAUAGAAUGUGCCAUGAAGGAAGUAUAAACAUUAGCUGACUCUUUACAGGAAGUGUGUAGGAAGGCUGUGCAAGUCACAUGCAGGGCGGUGUGACUAGGCUGCAUAAAUAAAGUGAUUUAACUCCUAAAUGGCAGAGAAUUGAGCAGUGAGACUGCAGGGGCAUGAACUAUACACCAAAAUUGCUUCGUUAAAGGACCACUAUAGUGCCAGGAAAACAUACUCUCAGGGUCCCCCUUCCGCCAGGCUCUGGGGGGAGGAAGGGGUUAAACUUGCCUCUUUCUCCAGUGCCGGGCGGGGAGCUCUCCUCCUCCUCUCUGCUUCCUCUGCUCCUCUUCGGCUGAAUGCGCAUGCGCGUCAGGAGCUGCGCGCAAAUUCAGCCAAUCCAUAGGAAAGCAUUUACAAUGCUUUUCUAUGGAUGCUGGCGUCUUCUCACUGUGAAAAUCAGUGAGAAGCACGGAAGCCUUCUAGCGGCUGUCAAUGAGACAGUCACUAGAGGCUGCAUUAACCCAUUUAUAAACAUAGCAGUUUCUCUAAAACUGCUAUGUUUAUAAAAAAAAAAGGGUUAACCCUAGAAGGACCUGGCACCCAGACCACCUCAUUAAGCUGAAGUGGUCUGGGUGCCUAUAGUGGUCCUUUAAGCUAAAGUUGUUUUGGUGACUAUAGUGACCCUGUAAUGUGAUAUAGCUGGAAUUUUUGCAUGCUUUGCAGGGUUUCUAAAGAAGCAGGCGUCCCAGCCUUGUAGAUCUACAAACCACAGGAUGCUUUGCCAAUGCCAGGCAUGCAAAUAAUUCUGGGUAUUGCAAAGCUCUAACUGCUGGUAGUCUACCUUUCAGUCUGCGCUUGUUACCUUAUUAAAACCAGUAUAGCGUUUACCAGGAAAUUGAAAACUGUAGCUUAUUCAGCCAUAUAACAAUAUUGGUUUUCAGGACUAUAACUACCAUGAUGCUUUACCAGCAAUGAGCGUAGUAGUUCCCAGCAUCUGGUGAUCUAUAUUUUGAUCACACUGGUUAUAAGGAAUGUUGAGGCCAUGCUGUCACAGUACUGUGGCCUUCCUAAUGGUGUUCUGGGUUUUGAGCCUGAAACAUUCCCUUUCAGCGCGUGGCAAUAAAAUAUUCCUGAACCAGCGCUCCAAGCACCGUCCCUCCUCUCCUGGACUGACCCUAAUAGACCGAUCGGGUUAUCAGCCAUUUUCACAGAUACACUUGCCCUAACGAAGCCCCCACUUUUGUUUGUGUGAGAUACUUACUUACUAAAAGCAUUCCUUGCUAGCGAACAGGAUAAACAAUCUAUAAUCUGCCUUUGGAAUCCCAGAUCUUGACUUGCUGCUCAUUAUGGGAGUUGUAGUGCACAAAAAUCUGGGAUAGCAAUUGCUUCUCUGCAGCAAAGGUAGCCCCAACUCCUAAAAGACUGGCAAAGCAUCAUGGGAUUGGAAUUUUCCACUAAUUUAACCCUUGAUAUAAAGAGAAUGUGCAUCCAUAGUAAAGUAGCAAAGCACCCACAUACAUUGUACUCUGGAUAUUUGCUUACGCUAUAUGUUGACAUAUCAGCCGAGCGUGCAAGAUGCUUCCUUCUUGGCAUGUCUGGCAAACCUGAGACCGUCUACUAACGUGCCAUUGUAUGUGAACUACAUUCCCUCUGGUCAUCAUGGGAAACGGAGUCCAGAAAAAUCCGCAGUCCCAUAGCUAGGCUGCACUUUUCUUUAACCCCUUAAGGACACAUGUCGGGAGUUUUCUGUAAUGCCGGCCUUUUACUUCUGAAGCUGUGCCCUAAGGGGUUUAUACACAGCGACUUGUGUCAGAGACGGCCCAAAUACCUGUAAAAAACACUUACUGCUCGGUAAUGAUAGGGUUAACGUAGUAUGUCUUCCAGGUAUUUGGGUGAUGAGAUAAUGAGGAUGUUCAUUUACCAUUAAGCAUUUUACAGGUAUAUGGGCGGUGUCUGACUUUUUAUAGGAGUCUUCCCCUGGCUAGGGAUUUCGAGCAUCUGCAGUUAAAGUUCGGAUAAAUGCGUGGGCCAUAUGUGUUUCUUAAUGUAGAAUAGUUUGUAAGGUGCCAUCACACGCCCACUUCCCAUCUACCAGAAAGGCAUUCGUUUUCAGGUACGUCCUAAAAAGAAUCUACAAACAGGAAAUGUGAUAUUGAAUUUCUACAGAUUAGGACGUUGAGGAUGUACUAACACUCAUCUCCCACUAUUCCUGGGCGGCAGCAAUGACUGUAGUAUAGGAUCAGUCCAAUACAGUUACUUAAUCCCUGUGCAUCGUUAAAUAGCUGGAUGUGUUUUAGGAUCACUCCAGUGGCUACUAUUAGCCCUUUAAUGGCUAUUUGAGUGAUACUAAAAAAAAAAACAGUUAUUUAACGAUGCACAGGGAUUUGGGACAGUGCGCAGGUACCAUUUCUUUAGCUUUAAGUAUGUCUCUGUGGUUUAUGGAGUUUGUAGAUUGAUGGAAAACAAUGUGUGGCAACAAAGAGGAAGGCUCGCUCUGUGGGGAGAUGAGUGUAUUAUUUUUGGGCUCGCUCUGUGGGGGGAUGAGUGUAUUAUUUUCGGGCUCGCUCUGUGGAGGGAUGAGUGUAUUAUUUUCGGGCUCGCUCUGUGGGGAGAUGAGUGUAUUAUUUUUGGGCUCGCUCUGUGGGGGGGUGAGUGUAUUAUUUUUGGGCUCGCUCUGUGGGGGGAUGAGUGUAUUAUUUUCGGCUGGCUCUGUGGGGGAUGAGUGUAUUAUUUUCUGCUCUGUGGGAUUGUAUUAUUUUCGCUGUGGGGGGAUGAGUGUAUUAUUUUCUGGCUCUCUGUGGGGGGAUGAGUGUAUUAUUUUCUGGCUGCUCUGUGGGGGGAUGAGGUGUAUUAUUUGGCUCGCCUGUGGGGAUGAGUGUAUUGUUUUGGGCUAAGCUCUGUGGGGGGAUGAGUGUAUUGUUUUUGGGCUCGCUCUGUGGGGGGAUGAGUGUAUUAUUUUCGGGCUCGCUUUGUGGGGGGAUGAGUGUAUUAUUUUCUGGCUCGCUCUGUGGGGGGGAUGAGUGUAUUAUUUUGGGGCUCGCUCUGUGGGGGGAUGAGUGUAUUAUUUUUGGGCUGAUGACAUGUUUUCUACCCGUUUGUGAUGUUAAUAGAGGCAGUUUGCAGGUUGCGUCUCCUCAAAAUGUACCAUUAUCUGGCGUUUCUCUUUCGAAAUGCAUUCACAUUUAACCAUGUGGUCUUUAAAAGGGGGCAGCCUCUAUGCCUGGGGUACAUUUCACGUUUUAGCCAAAUGUAGAACUUCGUUAUUGACAAUCACCUCAUCAACAGCUGGAGAGCAAUGUUAUAGCCAUCUCUGAGUCAGGCUUAAUCACUAAACUGAAAAUUGUCCACAAUCCACCAGGAAAUGUCCAGCCUAAAUAACCUAUCUGGAAACAGCUGACUUGGAUAUUUUUUCCCUAGUUUUGCUAUUUUGGCUACAUUUACAGUAAAAAAUGUAUAUUGCUAUGAAAAAACUCCUACAUCGUAUAGGACUGGUCUAGUGAAUUCUAUUUAUAUCUAUUUAUGUUUAACCUACCUGGUAAAUCAGUAAUUCAUGUAAUCGCUAACCCUCUAUGACCGCAUCUGUAGGGGCACCAGCCCGUGACAUCCUAGCUAGUUGUUUAGAAUGCAGAGCAUUUUCUAGUGAUAUAACCGCAUAUUGCUGUUAAGUUGAAUUUCCUAUUAGAGCUAGAGAUUGUAUCGUUUGUGAUAACCUACUUUUCUCCAACUUUUGUGUGCUUGAAAUGAUUCUCUGUAGACCCAAAUGUCCCCUUUUCUGUUUCUAAUCUCCAGAUGAUAACCUAAUUCUUUAUCUGCCAACGAUAGUGAUUUCCUCCUUUUUCAUUUUCGCAGACAGUAAUGGCAGGCCGCGGUGACGCGGUGCUUGCUGCUCGCCAUGCCAGGGAUUGUGGUUUUCCGCCGCCGCUGGUCUGUGGGCAGCGAUGAUUUGGUGCUGCCAGGAAUAUUCCUGUUUGUAUUGCACAGCACCUGGUAAGGCUUUUUUUUUUCUUCCUUGUACAAAAUGUGGUUCUGUUUCAGUUUAUCUGUGUUGUAAUCCCUCGUCAGUUAUGAGUAGUCUGUUGAACACUUGCUGGUAAAACCGGAUUCUUAGAGGUACACAAUAGUCACUAAAACAACUUUUAGCUUAAUGAAACAGUUGUGGUGUAUAGAUCAUGCCCUUGCAGUCUCGCUGCUCAAUUUUCUCCACAAUUUUUUCAGUUUGUACAACCCUUCACACACCUCCCCUGGCUUUGACUGGCACAGCCUGCGUACAACUAAUGGCUUCAUUUUUAAUUAGAUGUUAACUUGAUGUAGAAGUUUUUAUCUCCUUCUCUGUAAAUUCAACGUGUAAUCACACUCAGGUGAGCAGGGUCUUAAAGGCUACUAACAGAGCUGGAGAAUAUGAAUUCUAAAUUAAACAGACUGUGCAAAUAAUGAAAAGUAAACAUUAUUUAUCUCUGUACAGGAAGUGUUUAGGAAGGCUGGGUGAGUUACAGCCAGGGGACUGCAUAAACAAAGUGAUUUGUCUUCUAAAUGGCAGAGAAUUGAGCAGUGAGACUGCAGGGCAUGAUCUAUACACCAAAACUGCUUCAUUAGGAUAAAGUAGUUUUGGUGCCUAUACUAUCCUUUUAACGUACAUAUAUUCUAAAGGGUUCUAAGGGCAUUUGCAACCACACAAAUGUAUACUCGACUAAUGGAGAUUCUAGAACACUGACCCAAAAUGUAGUGCACAUGUAAAAGGAUCGUUCCUUUUUAGAUGAUAUUCUCUUAUAAAACUUGGACAUCCUACUUGGCUAGGUGUUCACAGGAUCUUGAUUUUGACUUUAUGCUUACUGGAUGCAGGUUUCUACAUGUGUUCUCAAAUGACCUGAAUUAUUUGAAGUAUUUAAUGCCGACAUAUUCUGCAGUGCAGUUCAGUUUAAGCAUGAAGUAAAAGGAAAGAAAAGAUGUAGGUAAGACAUGGGAAGUAAUACUUGAUGAUAUACUGAUAAUCUACAAAUGAGGACAGUUUAGAUUAGAGGGAAGACUUUUUUUUUUUUGCAGGAGGUGCACAGAGAAAAAGAAAAUCCGUGAGAACCAUGUCUAUGGGGUGUUGAGUUAAAUGAAAAAUGUCACAUUUUUCAUUUAUAUUGUCGCACCUUAGAUGCCUGAGACAUUCCUUUGUUCGCUUGACAUAGGCUGCUCUCUUUUUAUAUCUGUUCGAGUGAGUGUCGUGAACGCCGGCAUCUGUUAUAAGAGAAGGGAAUUCAGCCAGAGAUGGAUUGAUCCUGCAGCCAAACAAAACACAUGCGUGGGGUGUAGCUUGAAUCCUGGGAGAGGAGUGGAAUUGGUAGAACAAAACUUCACACCAAUAAUAAAACAUUUCAAUCCACUCGAAUAUUAGAACAAAAAAUGUGUAAAUGUAUUAAAACAAAAACAUGGGUGCAAUGUGGCUGGAGCAAGCAAGGCAAGGGGAGGGGGGCAUAGUUUCUGAAGUCACAAAAUGCUCCUGAUUGUUCCAGCCAUGCUGUAUAAAAGGUUUUCGAUAAAGUUAUAGCUUUUUUGUUCUAAUAUCCAAAUCGAUUGAGGCCUUUUUUUUUUAACUUUCAUUUGAAUUUCGUUUUUUCUGUUCUAUCUAUCGAUUUCCAUUGUUGUGAGACACUCUGUCAAUUGCAGGUUUGUUAUCCUGUCUGUGGUUCUCUUUGGUCUCACCUAUAACCCGAACGAGGCAUGUUCUUUGAACCUGGUGGAUCAUGGACGUGGGUACCUGGGCAUCCUGCUCAGCUGCAUGAUAGCAGAGGUGGCCAUCAUCUGGCUGAGCAUGAGAGGAGGAAUCCUCUACACAGAGCCCCGAGACUCCAUGCAAUAUGUGCUGUAUGUGCGGCUUGGUAAGUAAGCCCUGAGCAUCUUGGAGAACCGUGUACAACUACGAACUCAACUGAUUGAACAGUUUUGGUACUUAACAGUCUUUUGUUUUGUAUUUUUCUCUCAAGCAAUCCUAGUAAUUGAGUUUGUUUACGCCAUCGUUGGCAUUGUCUGGCUUGCUCAGUAUUACACAUCUUGCAACGAUGUCACAGCGAAGAACGUCACACUGGGUAAGUGCCCGGUGUUUUCUUGUUUAGUGUGGGUGUACUUCCGAAGAUAUGAGAUCAGAAUCUGGCAGUCGGCUUGAGUUUGUGAGGAUGAUUUUCUCAUGUGGAUUUAUGUCUACAGGAAUGGUUGUGUGUAACUGGGUAGUCAUACUCAGUGUCUGUAUCACGGUGCUCUGUGUUUUUGAUCCAACUGGAAGAACCUUUGUGAAACUGCGAGCAACGAAAAGAAGACAAAGAAAUCUGCGCACUUACAACUUGAGGUAGGGAUGUUUUCUGGCUCAACGGUUUCCAUUGUGUUUCCAUUUUCUUUUAUUUUCUUCACUCUUUCUUUGCAACCAAAUCCUUGCAUAGUUCCUCUCACAAUCCUCUAAUGUUUCUUUGCUCAUGCCACGUGAAUCUACACCUCUCAACCCCAGUAUUCUAAUUUGUUUCUGCUCUCCUUUUAAGACAUCGUCUGGAAGAAGGACAAGCUAGCAGUUGGACUCGUCGUCUGAAAGUCUUUCUGUGUUGCACUCGCACAAAAGAUUCACAGUCGGUAAGUGAAAAGGUGAUGAGGCUUAACCUGUGUGUGUUCAUUUUUUAUAAACCAGGGCUCAGUGCACCAAUCCAAUACUAAUCAAUAUAUCAGUUCUAACAGAAUUAGGAAAUCCUGGACCACUGGUGGUCUUUUUUGGGUUGGGACUAAAAAAAGGUUUUGUCACAUCUAACUGGAGCUUGGGAUGGAAUAACUGCAUUUUGGAGUUAGGAUAUCUGUGAAUGAGGUCUUUUAGACACUAUAGCAGAACAACUACAGCUUAAUGUAGUUGUUCUGGUGAGUAUAAUCAUUGCCUUCAGGCAUUUUCAUGUAAACACUGCCUUUUUAGAGAAAAGGCAGUGUUUACAAUGCCCCUAGGGACACCUCCAAGUGGUCACUCCUCAUAUGGCCACUGGAGGUGCUUCCUGGCUCAAGGCUGCACAAUAAGCAGCCCUGCCGUUCAGCAUCCCCACGCUCUGUAUGGAGACACUGAAUUUUUCUCAUAGAGAUGCAUUGAUUCAAUGCAUCUCUAUGAGGACGUGCUGAUUGGCCAAAACGGCAUCUAGCUCCCGCCCCCUUGCCAAUUUGGGUGGAGCCCACGCACCAGCGCGGCACUGGAAAUAAGGUGAGUUUUAAACUUUUAUGGGGCGGUCUAAGGGGGGGCAAACCACCUAAAUGGUGGGUUUAGCACUAUAGGGUCAGGAAUACAUGUUUGUGUUCCUGACCCUAUAAUGAUCCUUUUAGGUUAGACUUUACUGGAUAUUAAGUCAGACAACUCUAUAUAUGUUUAAGAAAGCUUGAGAACAGUCCUUUGUAUCUUAAAGCAUCUUUUUAAUUAAUUUAUUUUAAAUGUUGCGGAUCUGUAUGCUCUGAGGACAUCCACGUGAUAUGCUUGGCUAUUUUCCAUCAAAGCACAACUGUCACCAGAUUUUUAUAAGACUCCUUGCAGCAUGUAAUGAAAAAAUAUGGCAUUUAUUUAAUAUGUGAAAAUACCUGUAAAUCCGUCCUUUUACAGAACACUAGAUCCCUCUGCCUUAUUCAUACACCUUCGGUCGAACUGAGGUAGAAUCCAACCGUUAGGCUUCUGCUUCACUCCCCAUUAUGUCUCUGGCCCCAUCCUUACAAGAUGGGAACCUUUUCUAGAGAGUGGGCAGCAAUGGCUGUAGGUUUUUAGUGGGUAUCCCACCUGUCGGAUGACAGAUAUGGGCGUAUAGAGGUAAAAUACCUCCAUUGUAGUAAUAUGGGGGUUUUAUUGACCCCCAUGGGAUAGUUAUUUAGUUGUUUUUUAAAAACUAUUUUCAUGUUGCAGCCGGCUAGCUGCCACAUAAUUAAUCCUUGCGCUGCUGAGUGUUUUUAACUAUUGCCCACUGGCUGUUCGCUGGCAAAUACUUCUUAUAGCUAGCAAGUGAAUGAUAAUUUGCCAUCCCUGUUCUGUAGAUGGAUUUAGAUGAGUUUAGAAAAUCAGGGAUUUCCGAAUCCGAAUCAGCGUUACAGAAUCGGUCAGACUGACCAAAUUCUGAGUGCAUUUAAAUUUAGUAAAUAUGAGAAUGGCCAGUGUGGUCGGAAUUCAGACCAGGCACAUUAAAUACAGACAGUACAGCAGCCGUGCCCUGAUUAGAAGAGCACACAGGGCGAUGGCUGAUCUCCUCACAGAUCUGUGCAGGGAGUGAAGCAGUAGCCUAACGGUCGAAUUCUACCCCAGUCAGACCAAAGAACGGGCCAGAUUUUCAAGUAUUUUUACAUAUACUUCAUUUUUUGUAAAUGAAUUUCAUUACAUGCUGCAAGGAUUCUUCUAAUAAUUAAAAAACAAUCUGGUGGCAGUUGUCCUUCUCGUAAAAAGCACUUCUCUCUAGGAGGUGUGAUGAUAACCAUGUUUCUGUUUUGCAGGACGCAUACUCUGAAAUUGCCUACUUGUUUGCAGAGUUUUUCCGAGAUCUUGACAUCGUUCCAUCAGAUAUAAUUGCUGGGCUUGUUCUUCUGCGUCAGCGCCAGAGAGCCAAGCGUAAUGCAGUUCUGGAUGAGGUGUGUCAUUUGGUGACAAAUGAGAUACAACUAUCAACAGCAAGGGGUGUUUUGAAUUUAUUUAUUUUUCAUUUUAUUUAUUUUAUGGGAGUGAAGAAUUUGUAUAAUAAGGAGUGGAUAUGAAUAUCUGUGUCUAUUUUACUUUCAGGCCAAUAAUGAUAUAUUAGCAUUUUUAUCUGGAAUGCCCGUAACCAGGAAAACCAAAUACCUUGACCUGAAAAAUGCAGUGAGUAUCACAUUUACCUGGAGAAUUAGCUCGCUACCCUAUUCCUUCUCCUUCUAAUGCUUGCUUUGUCCCCCCAGCAAGAGAUGGCACGGUACAAGGAGGUGUGCUACUACAUGCUCUUUGCACUUGCAGCAUAUGGCUGGCCCAUGUACCUCAUUAGAAAGCCAACAUGUGGCAUCUGUCGAUUGGCAGGAGCUUGCUCGUGAGUACUUCACCAUGAUUGACCACAUUCUCUGCCUUUUGCUCUCUCCUAAAUCGGGAGCAAUUUUAAUCUAUUUUCUAGUUGCUCUCACGUUUUAUUUUCUAUUUGUUUUGAAUUUUUGACCCGAUUCUUUGUUGCCUUCGUCCAUCAUUGACUUCCCGUUUUUUUUUUUUCCACACAUUUUCUUCUUCUUUUUUUUUGUCUUCUCAUUUUACACUUAUCUUAAUUCUUAGCUUGCCCACAUUUUAACUCGCAAGUGUAGACAGUCUCACUUCAUCUUGCAAUUAUUCUCUACAUCUCUCAUUAUUUUAUUGCUUUCUUUAUUGUCUCUUAUUCUGACAGCUCUAAACCUUUUGCAUAUCUCCUCUAUCAGUAGUUGCUGCUGUCUGUGCACUUCCCGACCUCGUUUUGCUCCUGGAGUUACAAUCGAGGAAGACAACUGCUGUGGCUGUAAUGCAAUAGCCAUAAAAAGGCAUUUCCUGGAUGAGAAUAUGAGUAUGGUGGACAUUGUAUAUACAUCUUGCCAUGACGCGGUUAGUGUUCUAUCUGCCCUUACUUUAUUCCUCUCUGCUUUGCCCAAAAUGGGUAAUUGGAUUUUUAAAAUGGACAGCUCUCAAAUGACUUAAUAAAUGGGUCUGUUAUAACCACCUCUGCUCUUGUGUUGAUAAUAUCAAACAUUCUCUGUGUUGGGUCUUAAAGAGACUAUUCAGCACUCUCUUACUUCCUUUUUUAGGUAUAUGAAACUCCAUUUUUUGUGGCGGUGGACCAUGAUAAAAGGAAAGUGGUGAUAAGUAUCCGUGGAACGCUAUCUCCAAAGGUGCACAAAAAACUCAAAUUGUGUCUUCUAUAAUGCCAAAAAGAAGACAUUCCUUGGAAUCUAAUCUUCCUUUUCUGUUGCUAGGAUGCCUUAACUGAUUUGACUGGAGAUGCAGAACGUUUACCAGUUGAAGGACACCAUGGUACAUGGCUGGGUCACAAGGUAAAGUGCUGAUAUAGACUGAUUUUAAAUUGGCAAUGUUAUAUCAUUUCUGGAUGCAUGGCCCUACACCAGAGCAUGCAAUCAUGUCGUUUGGCAUGUUCACGGUCUUCCUGUUAGGUUCUGUGUUAAGUCAACGUUAAUUUCUCUGAAGCUCUGCUCCAAAAUUAAUCAAUAAAUUCCAGGUCAGGCCUCCACCAGUGUUUGAAUACAUGCAUGCAAUCUGUGUGUGAUUUUUAUGCACUUUUCCAUUUCCUCACUUUUAAGGCACUGAAUUAGGCUCUGUGUGAGUAACAAUUAGGGGAGUGUAGAGAGAUAUUUGGAAGGCACAGCAUUACCAGUAAUGGAAGGGGGUGUUAUAUUGGAGUAUAUGAAUAGUAUAACUUUUAGCUGCAGAGAAUCACAGUCUUUAGCUAUUUACUAUGUACAGCAGAGCUUAAAAGUACACUGUAGGCACUGUUACUGUUUCAUCUCAUAGAAGUGGCUUUAGUGUCCCCAAGUGCUGUCCUUCCAUUCUGCAUUAAACCUUUUUUGUCCCCAGCCUCUCUUCACCAAUGUGCUACUUGGGCAUAAUAAGGAAACAUUAGCAUGGGUGGUUGUGAUUGUCUGAAAGUAUCAGCUGACCCUUCUCAUCCUAUCACAGUGCUCAUUGCUGGUAUGAAUUGGUAUGGCUAGAUCUCAGUCUUAGCUGUAUCCCCAGUAGAGGUUAGACUCUUGGUUGUCAGCAACCUUUAUUUAGUGUUAAACUGCUUGAAAAUGGUUUAACACUGAAUGGAGGGAGCACAAGAGUACUUCACGCAAUAUAACCACUUCAAUGAGAUGAUAUGGUUACAGUGUCCCUUUAAAGCAGUAGUACAUAUCAUUUUAUGUUUCAACUAUGAGCAUUGUUUAAGCAUACCCAGCCCAAAUAUUGAGUUGUGUGUUCCCAGGGCAUGGUCCUUUCUGCUGAGUACAUUAAGAAGAAGCUGGAACAGGAGAUGGUACUUUCACAAGCCUUUGGCCGUGACCUGGUGAGUAAGUGAAGAGUCUCGGAGGCUUUUUAAGAAGGAUAUACAUGAUUAGUUAGAACAGUUACCUGGUAGCUAUAUUGACUAGCACGUAUCGGAUGAUUAAAGCAAAGUGAAUAUGUGAUAUGUCAUUCCUAGAUAACGAACACUGGCUGAUAAAGGAUAGAAAGGUUUUACAUGUUCCCACUUCUGUUUCUCUUUUUUUUUUUUUUUUCUUUUUUUUUAGGGUCGAGGCACAAAACACUAUGAUCUUAUUGUGGUGGGUCACUCUCUUGGCGCUGGCACUGCUGCCAUUCUUUCUUUUCUUCUUCGCCCACAGUACCCGUCCCUCAAAUGUUAUGCAUAUUCCCCACCUGGUGGACUGCUAAGGUAUUUAACAGCUAUAAUUGUAUAAUUUACAUUUUGACAUUAAUAUAUAGUGUAAUGUGUGACCAUUACUAAAUUGGUUGAUGUAUCCAGAGAUUAUCUUAACUUUGUUUUCCCUACAGUGAAGAUGCCAUGGAAUAUUCAAAGGAGUUUGUUACAUCUGUAGUGCUUGGGAAAGAUCUGGUUCCAAGGUAGGGGAUUGGUUUGCUGAUUCUACUGACAUUAUAAGUUAGUGAAAAGAUCUAUGAGCCUAAACCCACCUCUCUUACAGGAUCGGGUUGUCACAGCUGGAAGGUUUCCGCAGGCACUUGUUGGAUGUUCUUCAGAGAAGCAACAAACCAAAGGUUAAUUUCAUUUACUGUAGUGGCUGAAUAUCUAAGCCUCGUGAUUCAUUGUUCCUUAAAUAUUAAUGCUGUAAUUACUGGCUAUUGAUUUUUUUUUUUUUUUCAUGACACGGAUUAUCUGCAAGAAAAAAAUGACGACUUGUUCCUAUUGUUUCACAGCCAUUUUGUGACUUUGUCACUUUUAAUCUCAUUUACAUUCAACGCUUCUUUUUUUUUUUUAUAUAUAUUUAUAAAUUUUCAUAAAUGUAAGACAUACAUUCAGUGUUAAUUACUAAAGUGAGAAUUCAAACGGAUUUUCACAUUUAAUGCCACCAUAGCUACACUGAAAGCAUAGCUGACGUAGAGAAUUUUUCUGUCCGCUAUUUUGACCUUAAAUUUGAAAUUCACCUUCAAUUUAGGUUGAAUUCUAACGUUAGUGACUAACCAUGGUAGUGAACAUCUAGUUUUGAAUCUUUUUUUUUUUUUUUUUAAAUCUUUAUUUUGGAUUGAUAGCUGAAGAACUUUAGUAUGAUUUUUUUUUUUUCUAACAUUGUCGCUUUCUAAUCCCAGUGGCGCAUAAUCCUUGGUGGAACGAAGUGCAUUCCCAAGUCAGAACUCCCUGAUGAGUCUGAAGGGGUGACUGUACCCAGUAAUAGACUUUGGACUCAUCCCAGUGACCUGACAAUAGCUUUAUCUGCAAGUACGCCACUCUACCCUCCUGGACGAAUCAUUCAUGUGGUUCACAAUCACCCCGAGGAGCAGUGCUGGUUAGUCUAAAAGAGGGUUAUAUUGUACACAUUCCUUUUUGAUGUCAUUGUGUGACCUUAUUUGUCAAUAUAUUAUUUUAUCCUUUUUUAAAUGUAGUUUCUGGGAUCAAGAAGAGCCAACAUAUUUUGCCAUUUGGGGAGACAACAAAGCGUUUGAGGAGGUGAUAAUCUCUCCUGCAAUGCUGCAUGAGCACCUCCCACAUGUUGUGAUGGAAGGCCUAAACAAGGUGAGCAAAGAAUAGUAAUUAAACUGGGGAUGGGAGAUGGAAGAAACAAGCUGGAGGGAAGGGCAACAAGACCAUUAGCCUAAGUGAGAAAUAAGGUACGCAGAAGCAGAGGGGUAACUAAAUUAGUUUGGGGUAGGGAGAACACAAUAUACUGGAAGGAGGUAACCAAAGCUGGGGAAUGGGGAGAACACAAUAUACUGGAAGGGGGUAACCAAAGCUGGGGAGUGGGGAGAACACAAUAUACUGGAAGGGGGUAACCAAAACUGGGGACUGGGGAGAACACAAUAUACUGGAAGGAGGUAACCAAAGCUGGGGAAUGGGGAGAACACAAUAUACUGGAAGGGGGUAACCAAAGCUGGGGAGUGGGGAGAACACAAUAUACUGGAAGGGGGUAACCAAAACUGGGGACUGGGGAGAACACAAUAUACUGGAAGGAGGUAACCAAAGCUGGGGAAUGGGGAGAACACAAUAUACUGGAAGGGGGUAACCAAAGCUGGGGAGUGGGGAGAACACAAUAUACUGGAAGGGGGUAACCAAAACUGGGGACUGGGGAGAACACAAUAUACUGGAAGGAGGUAACCAAAGCUGGGGAAUGGGGAGAACACAAUAUACUGGAAGGGGGUAACCAAAGCUGGGGACUGGGGAGAACACAAUAUACUGGAAGGGGGUAACCAAAGCUGGGGACUGGGGAGAACACAAUAUACUGGAAGGGGGUAACCAAAGCUGGGGACUGGGGAGAACACAAUAUACUGGAAGGAGGUAACCAAAGCUGGGGAGUGGGGAGAACAUCAUAUACUGGAAGGGGGUAACCAAAGCUGGGGAGUGGGGAGAACACAAUAUACUGGAAGGGGGUAACCAAAACUGGGGAGUGGGGAGAACACAAUAUACUGGAAGGGGGUAACCAAAGCUGGGGAGUGGGGAGAACACAAUAUACUGGAAGGGGGUAACCAAAGCUGGGGAGUGGGGAGAACACAAUGCAAUAAAAGCAGUUUAAAACAGACAAUGUGGAUUUUCUUACAUACAAUCUGGUCAAUCUCAGUUUCCUAAGAUGUUAUUCCUAUAGAGGAAAAAGGAACAAAUAGUGCAAUAAAUCUUGAAUCAAUAUCUGUAGGUAUAAAAAAGUGGAGGUAGGACACUCAGACAUAGAGCCUUAGGUAUUGGCUCAAACUUUAGGCAUUGUGGGAUCUUGUAGGGUCCCACUCCCUCUUCUGUAUAUAAUGAGGUAGAUUCCCUCUCAGUAACAGUGCUGCUCCAAUGGUAUUCCAAACGAUCUUUAUUUGAUCCAAUCAAUAAAAUAACACAAUGACAAAAUAAGUUUAAAAAAAAGUCUUUACAAUUGGUGGAAAGUCCUGUAAUAAGGUUAGCAAAGCCAGUUUCACCCCUCGUGGGGGCUUCCUCAGUUGCUGUAAACCAGGAUCUCCUGCUGUCUUCGGUUCCGUUCUCGCCGUUUUCAUUCUUUUCAUAAUAAAAACAGCAACCCCACAAUUGGGGGUCAAGCAUUUUGCUAAUAGUUUAACCUCUUAAUGUAAGGAAGUAAACGUUUUCAAUUAAAGAAACACUAUAGGCACCAAAACAACGUAUGCUUAAUGAAGCAGUGUUUGUGUAUAGACCAUGCCUAUGAAGCCUCCCUGCUCAAUCCUCUGCCAUUUAGGAGUUAAAUCACUUUGUUUCUGUUUAUGCAGCCCUAGCCACACCUCCCCUGGCUGUGACUGACACAGCCUGCAUAAAAACAAAAUGGUUUCAUUUUCCAUCAGAUGUAACUUUUAUUUUUUUUAUCUACUGCUCUGUAAAUGGAACUUUAGUCACAUAUAGGAAGCCACUGCACUGUCUAGCAGGCUAUUAACUGAGCAGGAGAAAAUACAUUCUAAAUUAAACAGAAUGUGCAAUAACGAAAGUAUAAACAUUAGAUGGCACUUCGCAGGAAGUGUUUAGGGAGGCGGUGCAAGUCACAUGCAGAGAGGUGUGACUAGGGUUCAUAAACAAAGUGAUUUAACUCCUAAAUGGUAGAGAAUUGAGCAGUGAGACUGGAGGAGCAUGAUCUAUACACCAAAACUGCUUCAUUAAGCUAAAGUUGUUUUGGUUACUAUAGUGUAUCUUUAAGUGUGAAUUGUUGGGAAUUCAAAGUGCAUUUUAAAUGUUUGACUGUAAUAGCCCACAUGUUUUUACUUCUGUUAUUAGUUUGUGAAUAAUGUUUUUAUUUAUGGCUUCUUCCAAUACAGAGCACAACAUUUAGAAUGACAUAAUAAAAAUAGUCAUAUAUUACAUUAUCAGAUAGCGUGAAGCCAGAACAAGCUUUUUUUAUAUUUAGGAACCCAUGAGUACUGGACCACUAGAGUAUCCCCAAAGUUAGCAUUGUACAAGUAGAGAAAAACGUCUAGCAAUCCUUAAACUAAGCAGCAAAUGUGACCGAUAACUGACGUUUUAAAGAGUGCAGAUAGGAAGUAACACACUGCGGUAUACGAGAUAUAAAACAGGAGUCCCAGUGAGACAUAAGAAGGCAAUUAGCCAGGCAGCACUCAGCUGACCCCAAUUUCGAGGCUGGUGGCAUUGUAUUAGAAACCUACUCGCAUGCAGGGGGCAGCCAGCUUCCUAAAACAAUCCAAAGGCAGCACAACAUGUGGGGCGCCUGAGUUGAGCUGAAACCUUCACCUCUUACUGGGCAUUGCUGAGGAACAGUCCUAGUUUCUGAAAUGCCAAGACAGGAAGGGGCCUGAAUCCUCUGCAUGCGUCUGAUGCUGCGGAGUAUCUGGCCGAUCUCUGUCCCCAAGAAGCAGCCUACUCUGGGUAGUGGCCGACACUGUUCCCUGCAUACUCCGACUAAAUGGAGUUGUUUCCAAGCUCCUCUACCUGCAUGAUAUCCAGCAGAUGAAAUAUUCAAAUAUGGCGUUCAACCUGCUCAUAAUGCCCGCCGCCCAUGAUGAAGCUAGAGAGCAGGUUCCAGUGCCACUCCAGUGAGGUAGGUAUCCACAGCAAUAAGUGGACUCCGGUCCGGAUAGGGGGAAAGAAGGGCUCUUGGAGGAGUGUCAACACGGUUCAGACAGCAGGAGAGCGGCCUAUUCCCCCCGGCACCUACAUAGAUAGUAUGCUGCAAGGGAAUCAGAGCAGAUCAGUGUUUAGGCUUGAUAAUAAAAGCACCUCAGCAUUCCCAAGUAGCAGAAGUACGGCUGCAGUCGGGAAAAGUAGGCAAUUCCACCGUUUAAAUACAAAUCGGAGAGAUCUUCUGAGGGGCACGUGUGUCCCCUCCACAUGAUGGCUAAGCCUCCCCUUUCUCUUGUUAUUUUUGUUGAAAAUUUAAAAUUAAUGUUGAAUUCUCACACUUCAUUGAAUAACCCUCUUUGUCUUCUGUGGGUUUUACACAUCUAGUCUAUGUUGUCUGUUUGUCCACCACCUUUUAGAAGGUAAAUAUUAGACAAAUCUGAAAGGUCACAAAGCACAGCCAAUAAUGUUCUUUUAACAGGUCCUAGAGAAUUACAACAAGGGUAAGACAGCCCUGCUAUCGGCUGCUAAGGUAAUGGUGAGUCCGACAGAAGUGGAUCUGAACCCAGAGCUAAUCUUCCAGCAGCAGCCGCACCUCAUCCCUCCUGUCUUAGAGGUAAUACCUGCAAUUAUGCCUGGGGCACACAACUCGAACCGGAGGAACAGCAGCACCAGGUAACAAAGAGUUAAAAUGCAAUGUUAAGUUACUGUGGGAUAUAAGGUCACAUGGAUCAAUCCCCUCCACCUUUCCUGCUAAGAUGUGAACUUUCUCAACGCAUGCUAACCACACUGUACUGUUACAUUAUUGAUGCAUGUAAUGUCUUCAUAUUAACUUGCCUGUAUGGAAUUAUUCAAGAAAAUACCUGUAUCUGGUUGUCUCCCUUUCUGGAGUAAUUUCCUUAUCACUCUUCCCCUUGUUUUCCAUUUCAUGCAUCACGAUGGCUGCCUGGUAUAUUCUCAUUGCUCAGGGCCCAGGGUGGUUUACUCUUCUCUAUGUAAUGGAAACUGUUUUUCAUUUCUCCUGCAUUGCCAUGGCCUGUUUGUGUCGUCUCUAGUUGUUCCAUGUGUGAGUUUCUUCAUUGUAUAUUUACCUUAUCACUGUUUGCCAAUCAUUCCAGUUUCAUCUUAGAUUUUAUUGUAAGGUAGGCUGCGGUUUGCCGGUGUUUGUGUAGAACUGUGCUCGUACAAUUUGGUUAUGCACAUUAGACGCUAUGAAAAGACUUUUCUCAUUUUAUUUCAAAACUUGACAUCAAUUUGGCACAUGCUUAAAGUCUCAUUGAAGAGACUACAGCUAAAAUGUUAAUUUACCAAUUAAAUUCAGAUUUUCUGAAUAAGCUCAAAAAAAGCUUCCCUUUUUAUUAUUAUACCCCAUCUUUUAAUUAGGCUUUUCUUUUCAGGCUGUAUUCUAGUGAUGUCUAACUCUUGGGGUCUGAAUUUCCUGUGCUAGCCAAGCAUCAUUGGAAAUGUAGUUCAUAACAUCACGAGUACCAGAGUUUAGAGCGCUACAUUUUGACUGCUGAAUCUUCUCCUUUCUAGCACUUUUCCUUCCCAUGUAUUCUCCUGUGAUCCCACUUAGCUUCCUGUUCAUUUAUUCUGUGCCUUCCAUUUCCUAAUGCUCUUUAUAUCAUUUUCUUUCCUCUCUGUAGGAGUAAACAGUCUGAGAUCAGUUUGGAAGGGUUUUACGACUCACGCCUGCUGUCCCCGGUGCUUAAGGAUCCAGUGGAAUUACUUUUAAUGAGCACAAAGGAUUGCCUGGCAGUAUCCCUACAGGAUCGCAGGGCCCCAUUAGCUACGAUGGAAAGUCUGUCUGACAAUGAAUCAGUCUACAGCUUUGACUCAAGGCGCUCCUCUGGAUUCCGCAGCAUCCGUGGGUCCCCGAGUUUGAGAGCUGUGCUGGAACGAGAUGAGUCACAUUGCUUCUUCAUCGAUCCCACCAUUCCUGAGGAGAACCCAUCUCUGAGCUCUCGCACAGAGCUUCUAGGGGCAGAUGCCCUUUCCAAGCACUCACAAGAGAGCCAGCACACUGAGGUGGUGCAUAACAGUGGCCGUUCUUCACCAGGUGAUUUGGCUCCUUGGGAGGAGGUGGGCAUGGCAGGUGUGGAGCACAGCAGGACACUCAUCCCAGCCCAAGAAGAGCCAGCCCUGCAGAAUGGACGCCUAGCAGAGGUUCCCAGUCCACAGGUUUUGGAGUUUGCAGAGUUCAUAGACAGCCUGUUCAAUUUAGACAGUAAAAGUAACUCUCUGCAGGACCUCUAUCACAUAAUGGUGUCUGAUGGCACAGACCGUGACAUAGCAAAGUCUGUUAGUGACCAAGAGAUCCUGUUACGGGCACAAUUUGAGCCCAACCUAGUUCCCAAGCCCCCUCGUGUCUUUGCUGGUUCUGCAGAUCCAUCAUCUGGCAUCUCAGUAUCUGCCUCGUUUCCCCUCAGCUCCUCUGGAGAACUUAUGGACCUGACACUUACAGGUAUGAGCAGUCAGGAAUGCCUCACACCUGAUCCAAUCCGGACUGCUACACCUACAGAGUCAAAUCAUAGUAAGCAAGAAGAAUUGCUCAUCUCUGCCCUCUAGUGAAAUGUAUUGGGAAAAUGGACACAUACUUAGCUGGGAGAGCAACGUUUGGAAAAUGAUUCUGCUCAAGUAAAAUAGGAAGCAGCACAAGUUGAGCUUAAUAACCAUAGGAAGUUAAGUCUGUGGAUAGUGCUGCCUGUAUUUUAUGCCAACGCUAAGGCAGCUAAAGGGUUUUUAAACCUUUAUGGAAAUCACAAACCAAGGAAAGUGAUAACAUUGCACUAUGAAGAUGCCAUCCCACGGCAGCCUUGCAUGGCUGAUCUACCAGCCAUGACUAUUUGCCAUUGUGUCAUUGGUAUGUGAGAUAUUUUGUGUAUAUGGGAGAACUGAGUGGGCAGUCAGGGUUACAAUACCAUGUUCUGCCCGUGGGCACACAUAUGGCCAUAAUACAACCCUUUGCCUACUGUGGGAGUGUAGACACAUUACUGCCAUCUGCCUAUCGUGUUGUAGGUGGUCUCAUUACCAUUCUCUGCCUUCAUUACCUCCUUGUUUUGUGUGCCCAUCCCAUGUCUCCUGAUGUGUUCACAGCAUGUUCCCUUUUAUACAGAUUAAUGCAUGGGAGCUAAGUGUAGCCACUUCCAGAGGACAAUUUGUCAUUGACUGUAAUGACACUGUAUGCGUCUGGAUGACAUUGUCGGCUAUAAUUGUAUUGUCAUACUCACUUCACCAGAACAGUGUCUGCUAAAGCAAGACUGCAAGCCAAGGAAAGGAGCUUUGCCAAUCAGGCGUAUCAGUCUUUACUGCCAGAUGGGCCUUCUGCUACUUUUAGGAAUUCAAAAUGUAAUUAUAAUCCAUAGUAAGACCCUCUGUCAAAUGUAAACAGACAACGAAACAUGUAGGCAGAAGCUGCUUCAUCUUUUAGCAAUCCCUCUUCCUUUACAUCCUGAUUUAGUGUGAGUGCUGGUUAGAAAAGUGCUGUCCAAUGUGCUUUUCCAGUAUUCUGACAAUGAAGUCAUGAUAUUUUCAGGCCUUCUAUGAUCUCUGGCUUUGAUUCAGCAUAUCACAAUCCUAGCAAUAUUUAAUCAUCUCUUGAUCCGGUUGUUCCUCUGUGUGAGUAUUCCAUGCACAGAUUGCUGUGAUAUUAUUACUUCCAUGGUCUACUGCACAGGCCUUAUUGGCAAUAUAUUUGUAGAUUACAGCUGCUGGACCCCCUGUUUGAGAGGUGACAACACGUAUUCCUGUGUCACAUGUCACCGCAAAGUCAUAGGUAGGAGAAGUUUGAUAGCUGGUAUGCCAAAGGUGAUCAGCCACUGUAUUGGAUAAUUAAACACUAUUGCGGCAUACAGAUGCUGCUUUCCUAAUACAAUCCUUCAUCUUUGCCUCAUUUUGAAAAAAUAUAUAUUUUCAGCAUCUGUAGGAUUUUGCUGGCGUAGAUAUCCUCCAAUCCUUGUAAGCUCUUCUCUUUUGUGCCAUACGAAGCUGUAGUCAACGUCUUAUUUUAUUUCCCAUUCUAUCCUCCUCGUCUUAGUGACCUAUGUGCCAACUUCCCUCCGCACGACUUUCCUCCCUCCCCCUCUAUUUCCCCCCAUCAUGUGUUUUUAAACCACUUGUGCUCUCAAAACCUAUUUGUGUCAAAAAUCCCAAGGCGAUUACAUAUUCUGCUAGGAAGGCCUGAUGUGAAGAGGGAACAGUAAUCCGUAUGAAUGAAGUAUGUGCAUGGGAUAUAUAUAUAUUUUUAUGUGUAUGGGGUAUAAAUGUCAAAUAAUGCAUGUUUCAAUAAGAGCAGUGUUUUGGGGCCAUGUUCUCUCUGAUGAAGAACCUUUUGUCAUUAGAAACGUGCCAAUGCUGUCUGAAAUAGUAUGCUUUACCGAAGUAAAGGGACUAGUGAAGAGGAUAAGAUAGUUACUCCAAGGUAGACUUUGGCUAUGGAUUUGAUUUGAGACCCUCCUAGCAGCCAUGGAUAUCAAAGUCCAAAGUUUUUUUUACGUUUCAUGAACAUUUUUGUUAAUAAUUAAUAUUAAACCUAUUUUUCUGGAUAUUUUGAGAACACUUGUUAACUGCAGAGCCAUCUAGUCUUAUGUUUAUUAAUGCCUUAAUUUAUUUUAUAUGUCUGUUAGAAAAUAACAGUAUCAGAAGUUCAAAAUUUAUGUAAAAGAACUUGGACUUCCUGCUCACACAAUUUAUUGCUGAAGUAUGUAAUACGCGCUGAAAAAAAAAAAAGCAAAUUUGAAAUCAAAGCUGUAUUCUGGUUGGCUGCUUGGUGGUGACCUCCAUCCAAAUCCAGCUCCAACUGGAAUCAUGAAUAAUAACGGUAUCCCCAGACCACUGUACAACGCAGACUUCCUGUAGCAAUAAAACUAAACGUAGGCAUGUUCAGUAACUUUUACACUUGUUGGGGUUUCUCCAAAUAUGUUCUUUUAUAAAAGUGGAACUUAAGUUGAAGCAUUGCCAUCUGCUUAAUGCAUUUUCAAUUUUUGGCUUAUUUGUAUUAUUUAAAAGAUGCCUUUUCUAUGAUCGGUCAGUAGGCCGUCUGAUCGACCUGAUAGAUUGCACUGCGGUACGACUAUCCUGACCCUGAUUUUACAGGUUUUGCAGUUGUGUUUAUUGCCAUUUUCCCUGUUCAUUUUCUUAUUUAUUUGCAUUGCAUUUUCCUCGAUGUGCCCCCCUUCUGUUUACAUCUGUCUUGUUGUGAGUUAUCGUCUCCAUACCUUUCCCUCUGGGUUGGCGAGGACUCUUUUUUAACACUGGAGCUAUGUUCUUUGCACAAUAAGUAUUCCAUUAUGGGGAUGUUACAUGGAUCGUAUUAAAAUAGGGGGUUUCACCAUAGUGUCUCCAAGAUGCAUAUUUCACUAAUUUACAGGAUAACCACUAACAAUGACCCCUGCACACUAUUUUUCGUUUGUUUGUUUGUUUGUGUUUUCUCCCUUGUACUGAUAUUUUGGGGAUUUUCUGCUACGACUGUCAUCUAGAGUUCAUCUCCGAUACUCACAACUUCAACUUCCUUGUCCUGACAACUUUCUUGUUGUGCUCAUUGGCCUUCUCCACACGUGCACCUAGGCACCAUUAGAAUGUAAUGCCAUUAAUUAGACAGCAGGUGCCCGGGGCCUAUGUGGUGAGCUGGUAUUUUAUACAGUGGUGCUCUGUUAUGUCACUGCCAAGGCAGUGGGCACUCAGGACCUUGCUUACAAUAUGAGGGGCUUUUUAUGCCCCUUCUUGACCUGGGUGCCUUAUUGGCCAUUAAUUCCAGAGCAAGUGGCUGAAUUAUCUUUCUGUGAAAAUGAUAAGAAUGCCUUAAUAUCCAGAAACCUCUGUAUCCAGCUCCCCCUUAUCCUGCCACUUUCCACUAGCCAGGUGGCAGAGAGGAGAAAGAAGUUGUCGUGCAUGUCUUAGCGCCCUAAACACUGCUCUGUCUUGUGCCAUAACCCUAUGUCCCCUGUAGUUUAUGUAUGAAUAAAACUUAAUAUUGUAAAGAAAAGGUACUAAAUAUAUAGCAUAUCCUAUAAAUAUAUAAAUAUAUACAUACGUUCUUGUAUAUUCUAUACAGACUGUAAAAAGGAACAGGUGUGGUUAUAAUGCCCAGUGCGGAUGUACAAUCCCCUUCCUUCAGGCUGUAUAUAUUUCCCUGCAUUCGGGGGGUCCGAGCCGAGGCGAAGGAGAUCUUUUUACUUUUCUUUGGCUGCUGCACGAGAAGGAACAGUAAAGUAUCAAAGUAAGCUCCUCACACUGGAAAAUCAUUUUUUAAAUAGGUCUCAAAUCUACAGAUUGGGAUAGAGCUUUUAGCCAAACCUUUGCAUAAUCCACGUCUUCAAGAACCCUAGAUGAUCGCCUAACUCACGGUUAAAAUGGCUCUAUCACCAGACAUUUUCUUUACUUAAGUACAUUUUAAAAUGUUUUACUUUUCCCAUCGGAUAUUAACAUUUAACAGUAUUUUGCCCUUUGUAGAUGUGACCAUUUUUCAGUAACGAGGUUGCAUUGUGGAAUUAUAUGAUAAUUGAAAAGGCUGCUGACUGCAUGGGAGCUAGCAGCCAAUUAGAAUCUAGCAUUUCCACCGUAGCUGACUGUAUUCGUUCCCAAUUAGAAGAGGAAACCGGGCUUAAAGGACCACUUCAAUGUUGAAGAAUCAGCGAUGUUUACACUGAAGGGUUAAAUACACUUCUUGUGGCUGCCUUCCUAACAGCCACUAGGGACGCUUUCACCUCCAGAAGCAAGUCAAAUUCGGUCCUGCAAUUAAAUGCUGCUCAUAUCAACAUGUGAUUGGACGAUCACAGCGAUUGGCAGCGCAUACAUAUCUCAGACCCAGUGCUUCUCAAUGACAAGCUCGAAACGAGGUAAAUAUAUUCAAUUUCUAUUUUACAUCAGCAGAGUGGGUAGAUAGAUGUCAGAACAACGGAAGGGUACCUGCAGCCCCAGAAAAAAAAACUGGUGUUUUCAUGAAUCUAGCUUACCGUAAUUUAAACUGCCUGAUGAGAUAGACUGGCCAUAAUAGUUCCGAUUUCAUUGCAUAGCAAUUUUAAAAAAUAUUAUAUUUAUUUAUUUGUACAAAGGAAACUUUUUAAUCGGUUUUAAAAAUGACCAAAUUGUGCAAAGAAUAUUUCUGGUGACAGAUCCUUUAUAAAAAAAUAAAUAAUGUAUAAUGUAACUUUUAAUGUUACAAUUCAUUUUUCAGAAUCUACUACAGUUUUGCUAAAGGUCUGGAAUAAUUCCUGGCAAUAAAACAUGUUAUGCCUCUUUUCCUAAAUUGUUCUGAUGACCUGUCUGGGACCGAAAAGCACAAUGGUAACAUUUGGAGCUUUAAAUUAAUUCUCUUUUUUUCCCCUAUUGUCUUUGGAUGCGAACAUACAUAUGAACAAUACAUGCACAGAGCAAUUCAGUUUAAUCAAUAAACUAAUUGCCUAUUAACAAGUAGGACACAUUUUAAUAGAAUUCUGAAUGAAAUAUACACUUUGACAUUGUAAACUGAAUACAAUAUCUGAUUAUUUACUAAAUUAGUAUUUGCAGAGAAAUUGGAAAAGAACUGCACGUUUUAGGUCUGCAAGGCCAAAGGGUAAAUCUGUAAAAAUAGCUAUGUACUAAGUUUACAAUUGUCUUUUUCCCAGUUCCCAGAAUGCUUAUAGUAGCUGAUAGUUUUUGGAUGUUGCAGUUUUUUUAUAUUUCAUUUUCUAUACAAAGCAGAAUAGGACCGCUCACACUUGUGGUGUUUGUCAUCCAAAGGACCAAAUGAUAAAUACAUACAUAUAUAAUUAGCAGAAUAUAUUUAUCACAAUGUCCUAUAUACCUUAUUUAGUUUUAGUGUGUUUUAACCCCUUAAGGACCAAACUUCUGGAAUAAAAGGGAAUCAUGACGUGUCAUGUGUCCUUAAGGGGUUAAAUUGGGGAUUGACCCUCUAAUUUGGAGACAGUAUAUUAAUCAUACAAAUGAUAUGCUUACUGCCUGUCUGUUUUGCAGUAAUGGGCCCUCAAUGUGUAUCCAGUGUUUAUUAGGUUCCAGACUGCGCAUUAAAACUGCCGUCAUCCUGUACUGAUUGUACUUUUUAACACUAUGCCUGCGUGUGUCCUAUAUCCCACUCUUAUGGGCCGUUGUUUUAUAACCUCAUGGCGAGUCCUGAGAAGAGAAAGGAUUUAAUGUCUAGAAUAUUACAAGCUUUCAUUGUUCAUUGUCCCCACUUUAUAACCACAUGAUCUUUCCUAUCCAACGCUAAAAACAAAAAAGCCUGUUUGCAUUUUGGAAUGGCACUGAAGAUUAAAAAGAAAAAAAACAAA